Pelobates cultripes (western spadefoot toad) is the source of this 56729-nucleotide messenger RNA. The record is from the annotation of a GenBank genome assembly. Lineage: Eukaryota; Metazoa; Chordata; Amphibia; Anura; Pelobatidae.
AUGUGUUCCUGUCUCCGGAAAGGGUCACAAAAAUCAGAGACAAGGUCUCGAGACUGCCUCCGCAAGAGAAGUCAUGAGUCUCCAGGGUUCUUUGACAUCGACUAUAGAGUUGGUAAAAUGGGCCCAGUGGAAGUUUUGUCCGGUCCAGAAUUGCUUCCUUCUCCAGUUCGACAGAGUGGGAGCAGAUUGGGAGCAAAGGGUCUCUCUGCCCCUGUCUGUGAGGAAAGGGUUGAACUGGUGGAAGAACAAAAAGAAUUUGGCAGCAGGCUUCCCGUUGGAGGAACCUCCUUGGAUGGUUAUUACAACGGAUGCCAGUUCUUUUGGAUGGGGUGCCCACUUCAAUUCCACAUGGACUCAAGGGAAGUGGACCUGAGAAGAGAGUCAGCUACACUCAAAUCUAAGAGAACUGAGAGCUGUUUUCAAGGCCAUUUUGGUAUUCCUACCAAGGAUCUUAAAUUCUUAGGUACUGAUCAAAACGGACAACCGAGCGGUUGCUUCAUAUGUGAACAACCAAGGAGGCACAAGAAGCAGAUUGCUCUUGAAGGAACUAGCUCCCUUGAUGACAAUCGCCAUGACCAAUCUCCAGGGUCUGAUGGCGAUCUAUCUUCCAGGUUUGGAGAACGUGACUGCAGACUUCCUCAGCAGAAAGGAAAUUCUUCCAGGAGAGUGGAAACUUUACCCGACAGUCUUUGCUUGGAUUGCCCAUUGGUGGGGCAUGCCCCAGAUCGACCUGAUGGCAUCCUCCCUGAAUCAUCAGGUGGAGAAUUACUUCUCCCUCCACCUGGACGGUCAGGCACUGGGCCAGGAUGCUCUCUCUCUUCCUUGGUUAUUCAAUCUGGGGUAUGUAUUCCCUCCCCUACCCAUGAUACCCAGGUUCCUGCGGAAGGUGUGGUCGGAAGGAAAGAAGGUUAUUGCCAUAAUCUAUGAUGAGCCAGGAACAGCCUUGGCCUCUUCCCUUUAUGGAGGAUCUGCUAACGCAGGGUCCAAUAUUCCAUCCUCAUCCGGAACGCCUCAAAUUGGAGGUAUGGGUCUUGAAAAUGAAAGACUUCAACAAUUAGGGCUCUCAGAAGCUGUGGUUAAGACCCUUUUGCAUUCAAGGAAAGCUUCCACUUCCUCAUGCUACCAUAGGAUCUGGGAUGUGUUCAGGGAAUGGGCUUCGGCAUCCUCACAAUACUGAGAUCUUGGAGUUCCUGCAAGAAGGUCUGGAUAAGGGCCUUAGCCUCAGCACUCUUAAAGUUCAGUCUUUGGCUCUUUCAGCUUUGUGCAACAUCUCAUGGACUUCGGAUCCUUUGAUCUACAGGUUCUUCAAGGCAGCUUUCAGGUUGAGACCUCCUUCCAGAUCUACUACCCCUCCUUGGGACCUUCCACUGGUUCUCAAUUACCUAACUGAGAAUCUGUUCGUUCCUCUUGAGAGUUUGGAUGCUACCCUCCUGACGUAUAAAACUUUGUUUUUGGUGGCAAUUACUUCCGCAAGAAGAAUUUUGGAGAUUAAAGCAUUUUCUACCUUAUCUUCUUGUCUCCAGUUCCAUCAUGAUAGGGUGUGUCUGAAACCAAAACCUGAGUUUCUUCCUAAGGUGGUCUCUCAGUUUCAUCUCUCUCAAGAAGUGGUCCUUCCAUCGUUCUACCCCAAUCCUUCUUCGCAAGAGGAGGUUAGAUGGCAACAUUUGGAUGUCAUGAACCUUAAGUGUUCUGAGUCUUACAGAAAAACUGAGCAACUCUUCGUUUUACCUUUGGGAGCCAGGAGAGGUGAGGCGGCCUCUUUAUCUACAUUAAAACGUUGGAUUUCGCUAGUGAUCAGGAAAGCAUAUAUCUCUAAAGGUCGAUCUCCUCCAAUGAAGAUAAGAACUCAUUCUACUAGAGCAUUGUCGACUUCAUGGGCUAAUUGGUCAGAGAUUCCAUAUGAUGAUAUUUGUAGGGCAGUCACCUGGUCUUCCCCGAUGACGUUCAUAAAACACUACAAACUGGAUGUGGACGUUCCUUCCACCUCCUUUGGGAAGUGUGUCCUAUCUACGGUUUCUUUAUCCCGUUGAUAUUAAAAUUUCUUUGCAGCAUAAGAGUCUGUUUAGUGUCUUUUUUCGAUUUAGUAUUCCCACCCUAUAAUUCUGUGAGCUUGGAUAUUACCCAUAAGUGAUGUUGCCGUGAUUAGCCAGGAAUAGAGAAAAUUUAUAACAAACCGUAAUUUUCGUUUCCUGGCUAUUUCUCAUGGCAGCAUCAGGGUUCCUGCCCAUUCUUUUAUUUUUCAGCUUUAUAAUUAGACUGAGGUGUAAGGGGAGGAGGGACUCUUUAUACCCAGCAGUCUAAUUAAUUAAUCUAAUUAAGUCCUGUCCUGUGACUGCUAAAGGAGGAGCUACCCAUAAGUGAUGCUGCCAUGAGAAAUAGCCAGGAAAAGAAAAUUACGGUAAGUUUGUUAUAAAUUUUCUCUAUUUCUUGCUUAUUAUUAGUUUGCAAACCAGCACUUUGCAGAGCUCAGUUAGUUUGUGGCCAUCUUGGUUGCCAGCCAGUCAGACAAUGACCCCCAGAAUCCUUAUUCAUAUUGUGUUUUAAGGUUUUAAAUCAAUGGUUUAUAUUUUUUAAAUGACUAAUAAAAGUUAUGUUUUAGUGCUACAUAUAUAUUACAGUUCUGGGAAAUAUUGUUAUUCCUCUUUUUUAGAUAAUCUCUUCCAGGGGUUACUCCCUCCUUUUUCCCUUAAAACAUUUGACUACUAGCUUAUCCUUUUUUGCUUCUAGGAACAACAAAUCCGAUCCAUGGCGGCCCAACCUCGCAACUUGCAGGAUUUUAUGGUCUGUUGCUACUGUCUUGGUGCAAGAUACCACAGGACACGUUCAGAGGUCAUGUGGAUUCCAUGUCUCGAUUCACCAGAGCUGUUUUGGCAGCACGAGGGGAACCUACACAAUAUUAGACAGGUGAUUUUAAUGUUUUAAUUGUGGCUGAUCUGUGUAUUGUUUAUGAAAUACUCAUCAAGCUUGAGUUGAAAUUUCAAUGAUGUUCCAAUGCAAUCCAAAGAUACUAUAAGACAAAGUAGUUUGUCUUGUAGUAAAGCCUGAGGUUGACACCAGACCAGCACAGAAUCUGUCACUUUCAGGUGUUCUUAUGAAAUAAAGUGAUAGAUCUGCUUUAAUUCAUACACAUCCCAUGUCUCUAGAAGAUCUUGAACUUUGAUUAGAGUUGACCUGUGGCAACUUUAAAGGACCACUAUAGGCACCCAGACCACUUCAACUUAAUGCUAGGAUUAACCUUUUUUUCUGUAAACAUAGCAGUUUCAGAAAAACUGCUAUCUUUACCUAUGGGUUAAUCCAGCCUCUAGUGGCUGUCUCAUUGACAGCCGCUAGAGGGCUUCUGCGCUUCUCACUGUGAUUUUCACAGUGAGAAGACGCCAGCGUCCAUAGGAAAGCAUUGAUAAUGCUUUCGUAUGGACUGGCUGAAUGCGCGCGCCGCUCUUGCCGUGCAUGCGCAUUCAGCCGGUGACGGAAAAAGAGGGAGGAGAGGAGGAGGAGAGCUCCCCGCCCAGCGCUGGAGAAAGAGGUAAGUUUAACCCCUUCCACCUCUUAGAGCCCGGCGGGAGGGGAACCCUGAGGGUGGGGGCACCAUCAGGGCACUAUAGUGCCAGGAAAACGAGUAUGUUUUCCUGGCACUAUAGUGGUCCUUUAAUUAAGUGGACAUAAUUUGGAAAAGCACAAAUGUGUCUAUACAAGGUCUCUGCUGCCCACUAUUUUUGACAGUUGAGAAGGCAAGCCAUGGCUUUACUGGUAAAAGACUACUUUGUCUUAAGUAUAUUCACCUGACAAGACUUGACAAAAAGUAAAGUUAUCGCCUUCAAGUUUUGUAAUUUCACCUAGCCAUCACUAGUGAUGGCUGUGGGGAAAACGGCAUUGUCUACAAAGAAAACAGACAGAGAAGGGCCACAUAAAAUUAAAUUAAAUUAAAACAAAAGUACUGUGAGUCUUGUUCCAGAUGUGCAAAUGGUCACAUAUAAAAGUGUCUCUUAUUCAAGAAGUAGAUUCAACUGUGGUUCCUAGGUUCUUUAUGCUUGGGGGAUGUGGAAGGUCUGGGUGUCUUUAGUCUCCAUAUGUGGAUAAAAGAGAGACAAAAUAACCUAAUAGUGCAAUAUGUCAAGAUCUUAAUAGGCCUUGAAUAGGUUAUAGUGAGAUUGCACUCACAUGUAAGGGAGCGCUGACCAGCUCCAGUGUGUAUCGCCUAUAGUGGUAAAAUCCCCACUUUGGGAUAUGGUGAAGGUUGUUCACAGCAGGUGGUUGUCUAAGUACUCGGAGAGGGAAUAAAAUAGCCAUAAAUAGUACUCUCAAUAAGACAAUAAGAACUGUAUAAAAUAUAAUUAAAAUAGUACUCACAAGUAUAGAGCAGGCUCACUGCUCUAUGAUGAUAGCGUUGGUGGUAUGAUCCCCACGUGGGAUUUUUUUGGGGAAAAAUUCCAACUGGAGCUCUUUGCAGUACAAAGCUUUGCACCCCUCCCUGUCAUAGGUGCCUCAUCCCAGGGCCAUAUUUAGCCUUGUACUGCAGAGAGCUCCAGUUGAAUUUUUUUCCCCAAAAAAAUCCCAGUACCACCCAUGUACAGGUUUUAUGGUGUUUUCAAAAGUUACUAAUUCAAAUAUAAGUUGAGUUGAGUUUACUUUUUUUCACAUUGAAAUCUGCCCGAUUGGUUAUGUUGCUUUUGAGACCGUAUGGUAGCCCAGGAAUGAGCAUUACCCCCAUGAUGCCAUGCCAUUUGCAAAAGUAGACAACCCAAGGUAUUGCAAAUGGGGUAUGUCCAGACUUUUUUAGUAGCCACUUAGUCACAAACACUGGCCAAAAUAAGAGUUCAAUUUCGUUUUUUGCAUUUUUCACACACAAACAAAUAUGAAUGCAAAAUUUUGCCAGUGUUUCCUGGAUACUAAUCAAUGGCAGCAUCACGAUAGGGUUAGCUCCUCCCCCUUGGCUGUUUAGGACAGGAAAUACUUACAAAUAGGCCCUCCUUUCCUGGCAUCCUCUGUCUUUUUUCCUGUCCUCUUGGCUGUGGACAUGAUUUCAGGUAAUUUACCUUACCUUUAUUUUUUUUUUUAUAUUCUUUAUUUUAUUCGUGCAAAUAAUUAACAGGCACGUUUGCUCUGCCACAAUAGCUGAAGCAAAUCAGAUGGUACACAGAAAGAAACAACACUAUGGCAUUGAAAACAUUGCACCUUUUUUGGUUAAGUGAACAAGAUAAACAUAUAUUGCUUGACAUUGUAAUCUGCACGGUUAUUGCUUGGAUCAGUUGGUAAUUAAUCAUGCAUGGCAGACAUCAUUAAAUAACACAGCCUUUCUAUCGACUUUGUUGUCGUCUCUUAACUUAAGUGAAGGUACCGUAUUAGGCAACUAAAAAGAUAACAUUCUUAAAGAUUAACACUAUAUGUGUGCUAUAAGUAUGGCUGACAACAUGGCAACUCUUAUGUUUUAAUGUCGCUAAACAAGCCACCUAUAUAUAUAAAAAGGUGAGAUGAGAUGUCCCAGUGAUAAGGUGAUAAUCUGCGAGAUAUGAAUUAAAUAACAAAAAAAAAGGGGAAAAAAUGAUUCUCAUGUGUGUAGUGCUCACUAGUUAGGUAGCCAAUUAGCCGCAAGGACACAGGGCAGUUAUGAUGGUACGGUAUGUCAUUGUGACAAGGUGGUGUCCAUUGUAAACAUUGGGGACUCAGAGGCUAGGUGCUCAGCCCUCCGUUUUCAGGGUGUCUCCGGCUCAGCCAAUCCCCCGGUUCGGGAAGCUCCCAGGACUCCUGGUGGGGCAAGCGGUACCUCUCUUUUCUUCUCUGUGGGGUUUUGAUGCUUGGUGAGUGUCCCAUUUGUUAGAGUGGUCGUUCGGGUCGCUCCUUGCGACCUUUGCUUGUUCUGGAGGGCCAUAGGCAGGUCUGUAAUGAGAGCUCUUGUAUUGGCCGUGUCCAGCUUCCCUCUACCGCUUCUCCGUUGUCCUCAGCUUUGAGUAACGUCGCUUUGUGGGUGGCCAUGUGGCCGUGCCUUGCCCAGCGUGUACCUGGGUUUUGGAGCCCUCUGUGUGUUUGGGAGGCGAAGCGGGUGUACCUCUUUAUGGAUCCCGUGCUCAGAGUGGAUCUGACGUGCAGCCUCUGCUGCAUGCCCCUGCUUUCAUGUGGGGUUUGGGAGGAAAGUUUGCGCUGUAGUCGCGUCCAGAAGGCCCUGCAGAGUUGGUCAAACCAGGCUUCGAAGCGCUGCCUCCAUUGCUGGAGCCCUGGGUCAUCUGUAGCGUGUUCAGGACAUAGCUUGGCGGCCAUCUUAGAUUCCUCAUGCAAUUUGCGCCGGACUGCAGUUCCCCCUGUGGUAGGUAAAUCCAAGUCUCCAGCAGGGACCGGGAUAUCCCCCGCCGGUCCAUGGUGGGGUAGCAAGGGAACAGAAGAGCUGCAAUGCGGUGCUUACCCAGCGUCGGGAGAUCGGCCACCCCUCCCGGCAAUCAGGCUGUCCAUGCUAGGCCUUAGAUGCGGAUCCCGGCAAACCGUCUUGGAUUGCUUUGUGUGUGGGAUUAAACUGUUCAGUUUAACUUCGUUUACCCAUUGGUAGCUCAUUUGAUCGCGUUUCUGGGCUUAUUUGUGUCGUUUCGUCGAGUGAAAGUUUGUGCAGAGCAGGAGCUGUGCUUGUGUGCAUCUGCUCAGCUCUGCGUUCAGGCCCCGCCCAACAUUACCUUUAUUUUAUUUUAAGUUUACCUCUUUAAUUCCCAGGAAAGUUCAGCCUCUCUUUCCUAGAAGAAAUGGAAAUUUCAAAUGUUAUUAAACAAAAAAAUGUACAUGGCAGAUAUUCUUAAUAUUAGAAGAAUUCCACAAUAAUUAUCUUAUAGCGGUAAUAUAAGGGGUAUUAUGUGAUGGAAAUUGUACCACAGUGAUCCUAUGGGUAGCAGUUUUCUCAAGUGGUCUCACGUAUAAGAGAUUUGAUCAGUGAUCCUAAUGGUAGCGGUAAGUGGAGUAUACACUUUAUAACUAUAAGUCCGCAGUGAUCCUAAUGGUAGCGGUCAUUAUGUGUGACUCAUGCUUUUCCUUUCAUGGAUUUAUAGCCGCAGUGAUCCUUAUGGUAGCGGUGCAUGUAGUAAACACACAUUGAAUAUAUAUAUAUGUAAUUUGCAGUGAUCCUAAGGAAAGCGGUAUAAUGGGUAAACAUUCCUGCAAAAUAUUUACCUGCAUCCUUUAUCAUUUUUUGCUGAUAAAGGAUUAAUAUUGGGAGACCUCCUUAUGGGCUUUUUGCCUGUGUUCUUAGUGUUUAUUCGUUUGGAAGCUGCUUUUGGCAGUUUCCCGCCUUUUAGCCAGCUUUUAGCCAGCUAAAAGGCAUUCUCAUUAUAGGCUCUGUUUGCGUUCGUUUGUUUUUUUGCGUUUGUAUGAAUUUUUCAUUCAAAUGAAUUUUCCUGUCUUCAUAUACAUGGUUAUCGUUUGGUAAAUAAACGGUAUGUUCGGUUUUUUGUAUAUUGAAGGUUUUGCAUUCCCUUACAAUUUCGGUGCAAAUUUCGGCUGUUUGGGCAUGCGCAUUUAAGGUAGAUCAGUGUAUUGCUCAUUCGGCUGUUGCUAUUAAAGAGACAGUGUGUUCUUUUUCUCUCUCCUUGGAUGUAAGCUUUAAUUCUUUAGGAAUACUUUCUUUUGCGUUUAUUCUGGUUAGUGCAGGUAAGAAAGAUUAUUUUUAUCUUUAGCAUUUAGGUUUACUCUUUUUAAAAGAGUAUUUUUCAUUCUUUAAUUUUUGUGUAUUCCUUCAUAUAGCUGCCCUCAUGUCAGCGUCUAGGUCUUCAAGAGGUUCUCCGUCUAGGCACUCAAGCUAAACCUCAUUCUUUUUAUUUAUUGGAUUAAAAGAGUGCAUUUAAAAGGUUCAGAAUGGAGUCCUUGCCUUCCAUAAUAGCAGUAAUUCAGCCAGGAGAUUGGAUGAUCUCAAUAGACCUGAAGGACGCCUAUUUCCACAUUCCAAUAGCAGAUCAUUAUCAAAGGUAUUUGAGGUUCGCAAUUUUGGGAGAACAUUUCCAGUUCAGAGUAAUUCCUUUUGGCCUAAGUACAGCUCCAAGGACAUUUUCAAAGGUCCUUCUGGCUCUGAUAGCUAUGAUGAGACUUCAGGGUCUUCAAAUCUAUCAUUACCUGGAUGAUAUUUUAUUGGUAAAAAGAUCAAGGGCAAAGCUCCUGACUCAAAGAGACCAGGCUAUAAGAACUUUGGAAAGGUUUGGUUGGGUUAUCAAUUACCAGAAGAGUCAUCUGGACCCCUCCCAGAGUUUAUGCUUCCUGGGAGCAUGGUUUGACACAAAGUUAGCCAUGGUUUUCCUUUCAAAGGAAAGAAGAGUUCGUGUCAUGUCAAAGACACAAAGGGUAAUGGACUCAGAAUGGGUCACGGCCGAAGAGUAUAUGAGCUGUUGGGAAACCUUUCAUCAACAAUCAAUCUAGUAAAAUGGGCUCAGUGGCACCUAUGUUAUCCUCAGAGGUAUUCAAUCAAGACAGGGACACGUGGUCCAAAAGGAUAGUCAUUUCGGCAUUCUCCAGAAGGCCUUGGACUGGUGGAGAGAUCCUGAUCACCUCUGCAGAGGAUUUCCUCUAGAAGAAAUAGAUCGGCUGAACCAGACUACAGAUGCCAGUGGUUCAGGUUGGGGCGCUCAUCUCCUUCAAUGGAAUGCCCAGGGCAGAUGAGUGAAGAGAGCCUCCCACAUUCCAGCCAACCUUCUGGAACUAAGAGCAGUCUUCCUAACCCUGACACAUUUCUAGGAUGUAUUAAUGGGAAGAUGGGUGAGGAUUCACUUGGACGAUCGUACCGCAGUGUCCUACAUAAACAAGCAAUGCUGUACCAGGAGCAAGAAUCUUCUUCUGGAACUGGAACCCAUUAUGUUGUGGGCUCAAGAGAAGGUAUUGGGUCUGUCGGCAGUCUAUAUUCCAGGACCAGAAAAUUCCAGAGCAGACUUCCUCAGCAGGAAUUAUCUGGAUCCCAAGGAAUGGCAAUUAAAUCCCAAGAUAUUCCAUCAACUGGUCUUGAAGUGGGGAUGACCAGAAGUAGAUCUAAUGGCUUCAGCGAAGAAUGCUCAACUUCCAAAAUUAUUUUCAAGAUCCUUUCAUCCCAGAGCUCUGAACACAGAUGCCCUAUCUAGCUCCUGGGAGUUCAUGAUGGCACAUGUGUUUCCCCCGUUUCCUCUUAUAUGGAAAACAUUGAAAAGAAUCAAGAGUAAUAGCGAUCAUUCCAUUUUGGCCUCGCAGACCAUGGUUCCCCCUCCUCAAGUCUCUUGUGAUCUCCAAGCUGUGGAAAUUACCGGACAUUCUGGAUCUCCUCAUUCAGGGACCAGCAGUGCACCCGUUGCCAAGGACUCUACAUUUGAUGGCAUGGAAACUGAGAGGAGGUGUUUAGCAGACAAAGGCUUUAGGUCAGCAGUAAUUGACACUCUCUUGAAGUCUGAAGACAUUCUACCUCUUUUUUAUUACCGCAUUUGGACAAUAUUUGCAGAUUGGGCUAAAAUCAUUAAAGUCUCUUGUUUGUCUCCCACAGUCUCUAACGGUUUGGAAUUUCUGCAGACAGGUCUGGAUAAGGGUCUAAGCCUCAGUUCUCUCCGUGUUCAGAUUUCUGCUUUAUCGGCCCUUACUGGCUACACGUGGGCUCUGGGCAACAUGGUGAUCCGUUUUCUAACUGCAGUGAAAAAGUCAAGACCUUCUAUCAGAUCUUUAACGCCACACGAGAUCUUCUGUUAGUUCUAAGGGCUUUGUCUCUCCCUCCAUUCGAACCUCUUUCAGAUGCCUCGGAUAGGUUGCUUACUUUAAGGUUCUUCUUCUUGUGGCUAUUACAUCCGGGAGAAGGGUAUCUGAAAUUCAGGCCUUAUCUACGGAAGAAUCCUACAUGAAGUUCUAUCCGGAUGGAGUGGUACUAAGAACAAAUCCGGAAUUCCGGUCCAAUGUCGGAGUUUCAUUUCAAUGAAGAGAUUCUCCCUCCAUCAUUUUUUCAGUUUCCUUCUACAUCAGAGGAAGAGAGGUGGCACACUCUAGAUGUCUCCAGAUGCAUUUCUAUUUAUCUGGACAAAACUGCAAGUUGGAGGAAAUCUCCUACUCUUUUUCUAAACUUUGUGGGAUUCAGAAGGGGAUUGGCUGCAUCAAAAGCCACUUUGAGCCGAUGGAUUGUUUCAGCUAUUUCUUCUGCAUAUCAGUAUCAGGAAUCUCAAGUUCUUGAGGGAUUAAAGGCGCAUUUUACUAGAUCUCUCUCUACUUCACGGGCAGCUGUUACUAACACUCCUAUAGAAAGUAUUUGUAGAGCGGCCACUUGGGCUUCAGCUAAUACUUUUAUUAAACAUUUUGCUCUGGAUGUGAGAUCCAAAGCAACCACUAAGUUUGGAAGAAAUGUUCUUUCCUCGGUCUCUUGACUCUGAAUAAACAAAUACUUAUUUGAGCAUGAAUACCUUGUCUUAGUUUUAUUUGGCCCUCCCAUAAAAUUAGCUUGGGUAUUACUCUAUCAUGAUUCUGCCAUGGAUUAGUAUCCAGGAAUUCUGAAAAUGUCCUCAUACUUACCGUAAUUUUCUUUUCCUGGAUACAUCCAUGGCAGCAUCUAUUAUUUCCCUCCCCAUUUUUUUUUUCUUCGAGCGUGUUACUUGACUGAGGAUGCCAGGCAAGGAGGGCCUAUUUGUAAGUAUUUCCUGUCCUAAACAGCCAAGGGGGGGGAGCUAACCCUAUCGUGAUGCUGCCAUGGACAGAUCCAGGAAAAGAAAAUUACGGUAAGUAUGAGGAAAUUUUCCCAAUUGUGACUAGAAAAGACUGGACAUACUGUAAAGGAUUACCUGGCACCCCGACUGGGUACCUCCGUUGAAGGAUGCUCCUAGCACUUCCUGAGGACUCCAAGCACUGCAGCAGACACCACAACCACCGAACCGGAGAAGCAUUCGAAUGCUCUCAAGCAUAUGAAUGCUGUAAGCAGCUGAACAGGAAAAUAAUACAAUCAGCUUACACUCCUGGCAAUCAGCAUACAAUCCAAUUCCCCAAUAACGAGACGACACUUCGUUUUGAGGUCAAGCAGAACUGACUGUACUGGCACAUACAGCCUCUUUUAUUCACAAUCCACAAACACAGUACUGCCCACAGGGUUUUGAAAUACAACCAAUCAAUCCGUACAAUACACACAGACACUCACACACAAAAUCCUCCCCUCUGCCUGUGAUAUGAUUACUGAACACAAUGGUUAAUCUAAUUAUCACAGGCAGAGAAAUAAAGUAUCAUAAAACACAUCACAGGGACCCCAAAACAUGCAAUAACCCCUUGGAACAGGGGGAUCUGGGUGAACCACAUAUCCAAAAUUCACCCAGAUCCGUUCAGUUUCAUGCAGUUUAAUGCAGAUUCCACAGAACAUAUGCAGGCUAUAUGAAAAACAAUUACUGUAUAAUGUGUCCCCUGUUGUAUAGUCCAAAACCACUGCACGAUGUCUCUGUGCACCAAAUACUGGCGAGAUGGCACCGUGUUGAAAAGUCCAAACAGUGUCUGUGAGUUAAAAUGGCCGCCAUCCAUUGUUCUCACCUUGUUCCUCUGAUACAGGAAAUGGUGGCCACCCAGUAACUCCACAGUAUGUCCCCAGAUGGUUCUUAAAGGGCCAGCAGCAGCACAACACAAAUUCAUUAUGCCCAAAUUAUGUCUUUAAAGGGCAAUACAUCCCAGGGGCCAUAGUCACAUGGCAGGAGGCUGGCAAUCAGUCUUCUCCAAUGCCCAGUGGCGAGGUCGGUUUCGCCACACAUACCCCAUUUGUAAUACCUUGGGUUGUCUUCUUUUGCAAAUGGUAUGCCAUCAUGGAGGUAAUUUGCAUUCUUGGGCUACCAUUUGGUCUCAAAGGCAACAUAACCAAUCUGGUGAAUUUUAAUGUGUAUAAACUGAAAAAUGUAACAUGCUAUAUUUGUCCCUGUAACCAAUGGCAUACAUAUAGGGGUCGCAGCUGCGACCAGGCCCGUCACAACAGGGGGCCCGGCCACCCUGCGGAUCCCUGCGACCGGGUGCCUGGUCAGGGGAGCGGGGCUCAUGGAUCAGUUUCGCACCGGGGCCCCAUGGAUUGUGCGCAUGCCACUGCCUGGAACUUUCCAAAGCUCCAUAAAACCUGUACAUUGGGGUACUGUUUUACACGUGAGACAUCGCUGAAUACAAAUAUGUGUAUUUUAUUGCAGUAAAAGCAAACAGUAUUAUGACAUUUACAGUUAACAUGUCAUGUAGAACUAAAAAAACAUUUCUUAUUUUCUCCUAUUUUUUUUAUAUUUUAUUCAUCCUAAAUUAUGUUUCAUAGCUAAAUAUUUGAUGUUAAAAGAAAGUCCUGUUUCCCCUGAAUAAAAUUAUAUAUAAUAAAUGUGGGUGCACAUAAAAUGAAAGAGGCGUAUUACGCCUGAAAAGACCUAUAGUCAAAUUCCAGGUUUUGUUUACGUUUUAUUUUGAUCACAACGUGUACAUUUGGCUCCGUCCUUAAGGGGUUAAUGAAUAACUCUGCUCAUACUUAUUUUUUUCGGCACUAAUCUGCAAUGCAUGACAAGGGUUUCAGACAUAAAGACAGAAUAUAUUUCCAGGUCUUCAAUCAAUACUUUCAUUUCUUGAAAUUACCCAAGUUUCAUUUUCAGUUAAAGCUGCUGCCUGGAUUUUAGGUUUCAUGUGGAAUGAAAGUGCAACUUUCACCAUUGUUUCUUACCUGACAUUAGGAAGUGCAUUAAAUCCACACAUUAUUAAAUCUGCUUUAUAAAAGGCUCAUUAAUAAACAUUUGUAUCAAAACCAGUUGGUGUAUCUGUGUAUAAUAUUAAAGGUAAACGUACACUUGCCAACUUUCACAUGCAUUUAUUAAUUUAUUAUGGGGUAAGGUCAUCCUUUUUUGGGGGACGGGGUACCUAUAGUAACAAACAGGCUGUCAGGAUGGAUUGUGGUUUGACAUUGCAUGGUUUUAAACAGUUCAUGAUUUAUAUGGUUUGUGAUUUAUUUAUAAAUAGUGGUUUUUCUUGUGUUUCCUAACUCCUUUCGGUAGCUAUGGCCCUUUAUAUUUAUAUACACUUUCUUAUGUAAUUUUUGUUUUUUUAGGUCUUUGUCUUACACGUUAUAAAGCGCGUUUGGGCAGAUUGUAGUUAUAAAUAGUUGUAAGCUGGUCCCCCUUUACCUACAGUUUCAAUACAUCAAACAUGUUUUGUUAGAAUUGUUUGUCUUGUUUACCUGCUGUACAGCGCUGUGGAAUAUGUCAGUGCCAUAUAAAUAAGAUUGUGAAAGUUACAGUAAUAAUAGUGAAGAUUUUCUUGACCUUAUCAAGAAAGUUUUAUUGAAACAAUGUAGCUGUGUCUUUAUGCAUGUUAUUGAGCAUAAUAAUAUAUAAUAGCCCCCUCUCCCACAAAGCUUUGUCAGCCAGUGAAUAUGACUGUGUUGGAUUCUGCUCAGUCAGUGCCUCUAUUACUCUGUAGUUUCAGUUUCAUUUCUCUCCCAGCAGAGCUCAGGCUGUGAUUAGCAGGAAGGCUGUCACACAGGGAGGGAUCAGCUGCUGUGCUGGUAGCUUGAGACUUUCUUGUUCCCAGGAAUUGAGACAGACACACUCCCAGCGACCAGGACUUCUGACCUGCACUGACUGCUGAGUGACCGACAGAGAGGUUAGUAAAUGAGACAUAAUAAGCAUCGGUUUCCUUGGUUUAUUGGCAAACGAUAAUGGGUUAUUUGUUUACUAUGUGACAUUAGUUAAACUCUUAUUAUUAUCUGGAAAUAGGCAGAAUUACAGUAAGAAUAGGAAAUGUAUUUCGUUCUUCUCCCACAGUAUUGUCUGUACAGGAUAGAGACUGUAUCUAGAUCACAGACAAGUCCACAGGUUUCAUUUCAUUGUGCAUUUAUUCAUAAUCUGAUAAAAUAAAUAAAUGUACAACACAGUAACUCUGAGCUCCAAUGCCAGGUGCAACACACUAACCCAGAGCUCUAAUGCCAGGUGCAACACACUAACCCAGAGCUCUAAUGCCAGGAACAACACACUAACCCAGAGCUCUAAUGCCAGGUGCAACACACUAACCCAGAGCUCCAAUGCCAGGUGCAACACACUAAACCAGAGCUCUAAUGCCAGGUACAACACAGUAACCCAGAGCUCCUAUGCCAGGUACAGCACACUAACCCAGAGCUCUAAUGCCAAUUACAACACAGUAACCCUAAACUUUAAUUCCACUUGCAGCAUAGUAACCCAGAUCUCCAAUUUUCCUAAAAUACAAUAACCCAGAGCUCAGCAUAGGCGUGCACAGCCCAUUUCAUUACAGUGUGCAUCUGGAAAUUCUUCUUCUAUGCUAUUUUUUCAUGUUAUGUGUAACGUAUGCCAGUACCCCAGCUGAGUAUAUCCGUGAAGAAUCUCCCAAGUGCAGAAGUGAUUAUAGUGAAUAUAGCUCCCAAUCCACCAAACAUGAGCCAAGACUUCAUGGAGGGGUAAACUGUUCUGUUUAACCCCUUAACGACCGCUGACGGUUCAGGACCGUCAUCAAAAAAAUCCCCUUUAGGACCGGUGACAGUCCUGAACCGUCAUAAAGGUAUUAUGAGGGGAGACUGCACUCCCGGUGAGGGGAGACUGCCUGACAGCCCAAGCAGUCCUCCCCUCGGCGAAUUAGGACACCCUGGCCAUGUGAUCGCUGUAACAGAGUGUUCACAUGGCCACAACAGGUGUCCAAGUAUCUGCCUGCAGGGGGACUGUCUGUGCUGACACGCAGUCUACCUGCAUGUGUAAAAUAAAAAGAGAUGUUAAUAAAUAAGAAUAUAAUUAGAUAUGUGUGUGUACAUUAUAUAUAUAAUGUCAUACUAAGUGUAUUUUUAUAUUAAUAUACAUAUAUUAAUAUAAAAAUACACUUAUUAAAUUACACACGUAUAUAUAAUAUAUAUAAUAACUAUAUAAAUUGUGUAUAUAUAUAAUUAUAAAAUACAAAUAAGUAAAUUAAAAUGAAUUAAAAACACGUAAAAAUUAUUUUAAAAAAUUACAAAAAACUAUAUAUAUGAAAUUUUUUUCUAACUGUAUUUUGAUAUUAAUAUAUAUAUUUAUAUCCAAAUACACUUAGAAUGAAAUUAUGUAUACAUCUAUGUAUAUAUAAAUAAAUAAAAAUAAUACGAAAUAUAUAUAUAUAUCCAUUUACAAAAUUACAUAAAUAAUUUCAUAAAUAUACACAUAGACUUUAAAUAUAUAAAUAUGUAUAUAUAUUUAAAUUCUACGUGUGUAUUUAUGUAAUCUUUUUACAUAAUUAAGUAAUUUUAUUGAUUGCAAUUUGAGGAACCUGCCUGACAAUCCAGGCCGAAAGUCCAGAGAAUUUAAUUUGCUAGCACUGUAUUUAAAGGACCACUAUAGGCACCCAGACGACUUCAGCUUAAGAAGUGGUCUGGGUGCCAGGUCCAGCUAGGGUUAACCCUUUUUUUUUUAAUAAACAUAGCAGUUUCAGAGAAACUGCUAUGUUUAUAAAUAGGUUAAUCCAGCCUAUAGUGGCUGUCUCUUGACAGCCACUAGAGGUGCUUGCGUGCUUCUCACUGUGAAAAUCACAGUGAGAAGACGCAAGCAUCCAUAGGAAAGCAUUAUGAAUGCUUUCCUAUGAGACUGGCUGAAUGCGCGUGCAGCUCCUGCCGCGCAUGCGCAUUCAGCCGAAGAGGAGGAGAGCUCCCCGCCAUGGCGCUGGAGAAAGGUAAGAUUUUAACCCCUUCCUCUCCCCAGAGCCCGGUGGGAGGGGGUCCCUGAGGGUGGGGGCACCCUCAGGGCACUAUAGUGGUCCUUUAAAAAUAUCAGAUGCGGUAUAAUCUUUAGAUUUAGAAGUUAUAUGGUUACAUAUACCAUAUAUGAAUAUAUAAAGUGAAACAUUUUUGCUCUAUCAUUUAGUUGCGAUAUUUGUAUUAGCUGUAUUUUUCUAUUGAUUUAUGUAUAAAAUGAUAUUUUCUUCUCUACUGUAAUGGUAGAAAUUCUUACUUCACAGACCUUUUGAGAGGAUCAUCCCUCAGGUUUGUAGAGCUUCUGAUCUGCAGUAAGUGGAGAAUAGAUAAUGGAUGACGUCAAGCAGUUUCUGAGAGUCUCAAGAGUUUACAUUGAGAAAAUUCUUCGACCUUCUUAUGUAACAGCAUACAUGAUGACAUGGCUGAAAGAAGGUGAUGUAUUGUCUCCCAUUACACAGUGACUGCUAACAUAAUACAUUUAAUUCGACAUGCAGUUCAAUACUAUAUAUUUACAUGAAUACAUUUUAAUUCAUUUAAUUUCUAUAGCCACACUGGUCAUACAUUUUCAGUGAGAUGACUCUCCUGUAUCCUAACGUGUUAGGUGACUCAUCAGUUAAUUUGACUCAUGGUCAAAUGGAAAUGGACAGAUUACAUAUUUUCUUAUUGGCACCCAUUCCUUGUGCCAUUCUGAAAGCUGUAAGUGAGACUGGGGUUUCUGAGAGCAAUUAAGAGGGUAUUAUUUACUGCAAGUUUUUUGUUUGUUUAUAUUUAUGGAGUUUUUUUUUAUUUUUUACAGCAAUAUAAAUAGAAUAGUACAGUCAGUACUACAACAAAUGUAUAAAAGGCACUAAUUUGAUUGUCCAGGAGAUAUUUGCUGCUGCCCCAAGAGCAAAUUCAAAGCAAGGUUUCUCUGCACUCAAAGUUCAGAGAUUCAUUUUAUUAUACCGAGCCACAUUUAGAUGCACCCAGAAAUGUUUAGGUAUUGCAGUACCUUUACAUAAUUACUACAAUACUCAUGUGUUGAUGCUUGAUUUAAUAAACAUUUAUGCUGAGUCUCAGAGGCAGGAGCCCAUAUCUCUGGUUGCUACAAAUGUCACUUUUCACCACUCAGAAUAUAACCCAGAAAAAAUGUUUUUUUCUUUAACUUCAAAAGUUACAAUGGGUAAUAAUAAUUUUUAGCAAGUCAAUUGUUUUUAUUUGUUGUGAUAUGUGUCAUUUCCACUCUGCUUAUUGUAUUGUAAUAUUGGGCACAUUUCAUGGAGUGUUGAUUACUAACGUUUUACUGUUUUCUUAAAGAUGUGAUAGAACAAAUAAAGCACAAGGAGCAGGAGGGACCCACCAUGGCGUCUACACUGUUUGUAGAUAAAUUAUUGGAGCUGCAAGAUGAAGGAUGGUACCAAGCAUUUAUAGAUGCGCUAAGGGCCUCAGGUGAGUUUUAAUGUGAUAGUUGUGCCUGUUGUGAUUUUGGGUCAUUUGAUAUGUGCAGAUCUAAAGAAUUUUAGAUACAACACAGUCACAUAUUUCAGAUUGUGCUCAUGUGGCCAUUGCAAAGCUCUAUAUGAAUUUUCAUACAAAACCAUUCCAAAAUUCUAAGUGCAUUUUCAAACUCGCACAUUGCAAACUUCUAGGAGCAUUUUCGUAUAUAACCAUUGCAAGCUUCUAGACAUAUUUCUAUACAUUAACGUCACACAUAUUUUCAUAAAAGAUCAUAAAGGAUUACUCCAACCACCACGACCACUUCAGUGAUUUGAAGUGGUCAUGGUGUUAGUCGUAUUAGCAGUGUUUCAGCCUGAAACAAUGCACAUACUGAGAUGUUUGUAAUUGUGUACUGGCUGCUAAAUGCACACCCAGCACAUAUUUCAUUGACAGCCUGGAAUUCUAUUCCAGACUACCUAAAGUCAAUUCUGUGCAAAAAUGGUAGCUGUCAGACGCUAAAAACAGAUGUAGGAAUCUUCCCCUUGCAGACAGAGUGCCCGAAAGGGGAAGCUAGCUGUACUCUCCCACCUUCUCUGCAACCAUUUUACUUGCAGAUUUUACUACAAAUCAAGUACCCAAACACUUUAGAGUGCCUAAUAGGGCAUAUUACACCAGAAAGAUCACCCCUUUAAAAAGGGUUAUAGUAACUCUUUAAAGGGACAUUAAAGUCACCAGAACAACUACAGCGUAUUGCAUUUGUUCUGGUGAGUAUAGUAUAAUUAGUCCCAUCAGGCUUUUUGCAGUAAGCACUGUAUUUGCAGAGAAAAUGCAGUGUUUACAUUACAGCCUAGGGAUAACUCCACUGGUCAUUCCUCAUUCCUCAGAUGCCUACUAGAGGUGCUUCCUGGGGCAGCGCUGCACAAUUUGCAGCACUGCCAUUUAGUGUCCCCACCCUGUGCAUGGAGACACUGAACUUAUUGAGGAGAUGCUGAUUGGCCAGGUCUGUGUUUGGCUUGUGCUGGCUCUGCCCCUGUUCUUCCUCCUUAACAGUCUCAGCCAAUCCAAAGCUUCCCCAUGUGAAAGCAUUGUGAUUGGCUGUGAAUAACACUUCUGAUGAUGUCAGCCAUGCAGACAGAUUAGGGGCAGAGCCAGCAGCAGCAGCAGACUGGAUCAAAAGUAAGAUUUUACUAUAUUUAGGGGGAAGGAGGGGCGAUAGAUGGUGGUUUUAACACUAUAGGGUCAGGAAUACACGCACACAAAAAUUGCCUAACAAAGAAAACCAAAGAAAAAUGUACAGUAUCACCCAAAUCUAAUAAAAAACUUAACAUCAAAAUAAAAUAGUAGAACAUUUUAUUCAAUUUUAUACAAUUUAUACUAUAUUUUUAUUGAGUAAAUGAAGAGGCAGUAGGGUACAGAAAGAAAGAGGGUAUUCAUAUUUAAAUAAUGGGUAUACUAUAUAUCAUAUAGGUAUACAUCAUUACAUCUCUUGGCAAUUGACACAAACGUGGUUUUUGUACAAUGCUUCAAAAUUUUGAGGUGGACUAGGUAUUGUCUUGGGUAGAUUUGCCGGAUGCGAGACGAUAUGUAAUUGAACAAGGUACAUACUCCCGGUUAGAACUAAUUUUCAGCCCUAAUGACCCAUCUAUGCCCAUACUGUGCCUUGCCUAGGAGGUUCUAUCUCAUCAGAUAUCCAUGUGAAGGCAAGUAGAUGGUGAACUAAAUACAGUACUUUUCGUGUGUAUUCUGAUUCCUGUCUGCCCGCCACAAAUCCUACCUGAUCAGUGUGAAUAACGUGGGGUAAUAUUUUGCUUAACCGGAUUGCAUACAGUUUUGCGAAAAGUUUUGCAUCCGUGUUCAAUAGUGAUAUAGGUCUAAAAUUUGGGGGGAGUGUGGGUGGUUUGCCGGCUUUGGCAAUUUGAUAAUAUGUGCCAAUAAUACGUCUUUAGAUAAUGACUUAUGGGCAAUUGCAUCUUGGAAUGCGUGAAUUAGGUGUGGAGAUAACUUUUUGCAAAAAUUUUUUAUAGUAGAGGUUGUCUAGACCAUCAAGUCCAAAAGCAGGACUUUUAUAGUCAAAAUAACUUGUGUUCCGUCACUGGUGGGGCAAGGUCCGUCUGUUGUAUUGGGGUCAAUUGCGGUAGACUAAGGUCUUCUAAGUACCUAUUUAUGUUUAUACUCUGGGGUUGGCACACUUGCGCGUCGUGUUGUAGAUUAUAUAGCUCGGCAUAAUACCGGGGAAUUCGUUGCUAAUAUCCCUUGGCGUGUGAACCUUAGUGCCGGUUUAAGUCUUCAGAUAUGCUAUUUUUUGGGAUGCUUGGUGCACUUUAAAUCUGUUUGCAAGCAAUUUACUUGCUUUGUUUCCAUAUGCAUAGUGUGACAAAAGCACCUUCAUCACUGGGAUUUGGAAAAGUCUGCUUGUCAGCCUCUUGCCCCUGACUAUGGCCCCUGGGAUGUAUUGCCCUUUUAAAGCUUUAUUUGGGCAUAUUGGAUUUUAAAACACUUUUUCUGUCACUUUAAAUCCAUGGGAAAAUGUGCCUCUUCCCCUCCCCCUUUUUCCUGUCCUAUUGUUUCUCCAGCAGGGCGUUGUCCCAGGGACACUGCCAGACCAGUUUAAACUGUCUGCUUUGUCCCUCCUCAAUCUUCCAUCAGCCCUUGCUAUUUUCUGACCUUACCCUUCCUUCAUCUUGCAAAAAUUGGACUUUUAACAUUGGAUAACAAUGGAUAACAUUGAACAUCUGGGGAUAUGUUGAACAUAUAGGUUAAACAUUGCAUUAUAAGAGUUAUGUAUUUCUAUGUGGUUUUUGUAACAGUUUCUGACUUAGAGAUAUUGCCUGUACCUGGAAAUAAUUAAGUUACCACAGCCACUUAAGCCAAUUAUCUCCAGGAUAGAGGAGAAGAUAGACCGGCCGCACAGCCUAAAUCUAUGGAACUGUUUUGGGCAUGAAAGCCAUGCUUGCGGUCGGUGAAAUGUGACUUUCAUAAACCUCUGCUCUGAUCUGGGGUCUAUGUGAUUUUUGAACCCCUGCUCUGAUCUGGGUGAUUUUUAGAUAUGUUGUUCACCCAGAUAUGGGCUAUCCAGUGAUUUAUAAUUUAUGGAGUGUGUUAUGUUUUGGGGUGUUGUCUGGACUUUGGGGAAAAUGUGUGUUUUUCUGCCUGUGGAUAAUUAGGUUAUUGUAUUAGCUGCUUUAAUUAUAUCCCUGGCAGAGGGGAGGGCUUGUGUGUUGUAUGUGGGAGUGUCGGACAUUAUUGUAUUGUUUUGAUUGGUUUGUGUCCUUUGUGUCCUGUGCUCCACAAGGUCCACAUGGGUGGUAACCUUGUGUGGAAAAUGUGUAUAAAAGAAAUUACUUUGUGCUCAUUAAACAGACUUGUUCUACCCUUCAUAAAGUCUUGGCUCAUGUUUGGGGGAUUGGAGAACUACCUACACUCUGGGGAUUGCUAUAAUCACUAUACUCCCCAGAGUACAAUCACUAAGCUCUUGUAAGUGCUUGUUCCUGCUCUCUGGAUUAAGAGAUGUCUACCUACUGGAAGCUGGAUCCUGGUCUUGGGUCCAGAGUGGGUGGACAACGGCGAGACGGUGGGGUCUGCGGUGGUUAUCUUGUCUAAUGGAGUGUUUGGAGCCCUCGGGAAGCACUAGGAGCAUCCGUCAAUGGAGGUACCCAGUCAGUGUGCCCGGCGAUCCGUUACACAUAGUACUUAGCUUUAAGACGUUUAAGCUGAUACCCUAUUGUUUGUAAGGCUUGCUGCUGCGGUCUCUUAGAGAUGUAGAUAGUGACAAUUGGUUUGGCACAUUUAAGAAGUACAGCUCCUUUUGCCACUGCCGCAGUUGUGCUUGGGAGCUUUUAUGCAGUGUGACCACCCUCUGUAUAAGAAGCCCUCUCACAACCGAUUUAUGUGCCGUGGUUGGGGACAUACCUGGGGUGGAAUUAUCUGUAAAAUAAUGUUGGAGGGCCACCUCCACUUGGUAAGUGAAGGCUGGAUUUUGUAAAAGUGAGUCGUUGAUUCUCCAUGGGCUGUGGUUUUUAAAGUCAUAUUGGUCUUUAACCCCUAGGCUGACAGGGGCAUGAUCUGACCAUGUGAUGGGUUUAAUAUCACGCCGGACAAGUUGAUUAAGAUUCAACCCCAUCAAGAGAAAGGUAAAACUUUUCCGUCCCGUGGGAGAUCCACCAUGCAUUGUAAUAGUGGUGUGCAAAAAGGAGUUUCUGUAUCGCUCUACAUUGGCGUUUGAGGAGCCUAAACCUGGCACGGAGAUGUGAAAGCGUAGUGUCUAGUGCUGGGUCGAAGACAUGAUUAAAGUCUCCGCAAAUAAUCGUAAUCCCCUGUUGUAAUUUUGUCAGUUUCUGUAAAAUCAUAUGAAGAAAGUUCUGUUGAUUUGAGUUGGGUGCGUAAAUGUUUGCAGUGGUGUACGUGAUAUCAUUCAUGGUCCCCACUACUAUAACAUACCGCCCACUGGUGUCUAUAUCUUGUGUAAGGAGCUGGAAUGUAACCUUCUUGCUAAAAAGGAUAAAUGUGCCUUUUGAUUUGGAUGGUGAGGUUGCAUGAAAUUGAAGGGGGUAGUCGUUAGUUAACAUGGCAGUGUGAUCAUUUGGUCUAUAGUUGGUUUCUUGCAAACACACCACGUCUGGGCUUAGUCCAAAGUUCCCAACUCAACAUGUGUCGUUUCAUAGGUGCAUUUGUCCCUUGACAUUGUGGGUCUAGAAUUUCACGGUGGAUCAUAUACUUGAAGUCGCAGUAUACUUGGAUAAUCUCUAUGUUUAGUAGGGGGCCACCACUUCUACCAGCUCUAUCGAGCAAAGUUGAGGAACCCUAUAGGGUGUUAGCAAUGGCUUAUCCAUCCUCCGCAUGUCAGCAUUUGAGCUAGGCAAGCGGGAGACCUGCAUAGCUUUUAGUUUAGCAGUUAGCACACAGAUUGGGCUCUCCACCUGGCCUUGAGUACCAUAACUAGGUAACAAAAACGGGAAUGAAGGGAGAGGGAGAAGGAAGAAGGACUCCUUGAAAGGGGUCUCCAUUGAAAGGACUAUAACCAAAGUCCAGGGGAUAGAUGACAAGAAAGCCAAAAUUAUGCCUGGGCGUUGGCCAUUAGCGCCAUGGGGGUGGAAGCUUAUGGCUUCCUGUCCUGGGGAAAUCUGUGCCUUGGAGACCAUUGGAAGUUAAAAAAAGUAAGUGAAGGGACCAAUGUUCAAGUGUUAUAGGUAAGAAAUGCAGUGUCUGCAUUAGAGGACCAUAAACAUGUGUAUCAUGUUGGUUAUUUAACCCGGAGACAAUAUCAGUGUGAAAAACAAAAAAGAAAAGCAAGAAAAAACGAGAAAACAUAUAAAUAUAGUAUACGUUACAUCAAUCAAUUGAACAUGCCCAUCCCUCCUCCUACACAUUUGCUAAUAGUGUCAAGUUGAGUUGUAUUUCCUGUCUAUGUGAAGGUGUAUAGUGGGGUAGUUGGUCAACUGGUAUAUAUAAAAUAGAGAAGAAAGACAACCCCUGGUCUUGGUGCAGUAAGUGGGUGUCCCUCUGGUACCUUUAGCUAUGGUGACUAUAAUGUUUGGGUAUAGAGACCACCUGUGCCAAGGCCAGUUAAAUAACACACCAUCUAGGGAAAGAUGCUGCUCAAUCAGGUGUCUCCAUAUGCUUCCUACAGAAGAAACCAGAGGGGGUGGGUUUAUUAAGAGGCGAUGGCUGGUACACCAAAUGACCACUAAGGCAGGGAUCUUACAAUCGUCAGUCGUUAUCCCAUUAAAAAUAAUUGAAUGAAUAAUAUAUAAGAAAACAAAAAAGCAAAAAAUGUUUCCAUUUCCUUUGUGUUCUUUUGUUCUUUUCUUUUGCUCUCUUUUCCACCUUUGUUUCUUUUGUAAUUUUUAUCUUGUUCCCCUGUGUCUCUUCCUGUCUCCCCUCUCAAUUGUGUCUGAGGGUCUACCAAACCUAUUAACCUAUGGUAUGACCAUAAGAAGGUACACUACCGGGAGAACAAUGUUAAUCUGAUCAGGCAUAUUACUAAACAUCUUGUAUUUAGGGACAAGAAUACUUGCUGUGACACGUUAGCAGGGAAUACCAUAGUCUCUGUUGUCUGUGUAGAACUCUCAGCACUGUCUUUACCUUUUCCAUUCUGGAGAAAGUCUUUGCAAACUUCCUGAAGGUCUCGGUGGCUAUUGAUGCUCCAAUUCACCUUAAGAUGUGAUCUCCGUCUUCUGGGGUGAGAAUCACGGUGGUCUUCUCAUCGCAUUGUACCAGGAGUUUAACUGGGUAGCCCCAGCUGUAGAUGAUAUAGUGGGCUCUAAGACAUUCAGUGACUGGGUGAAAGGCUCUGCGAUGCUUGAGGGGAUAUGCGGAGAUAUCGGCAUAGACGGUUAUGGUAUGGAUUCUCUCUGGCUAGUCUUUGCGGGACCGGCUUCGCUUAAGGAUUUCCUCCUUGGCGUGGGAAUAAUGUAGGCAAAACAACACAUCCCGUGGUGUGUCUGGAGGCAGAAACUUUGGCCUGACCAUUCUGUGUAUGCAGUCUAGGAGCAAUAGGUUUCUGGGUAGCUCAGGCACAAUGGUGUGGAGUAGAUCUGUCACAAAUAGAGAUAUUCCGUUGGCCUCUGUCCUCCACAUCAGCCAGCUUAAGGUCAUAGACAUCCAUCCCAGAAAGUAGGCCUUCUAUUUGUGUAGUCAGAGUAUUGUGAGCUUCCUCUAAGUCCGCCAUUUUGUUUUCCCCAGGUCUUGUAAAUCCCUUCUCAGAUCCCCUAUGAAUGACUGUAGUGUUUGUAGGAUCCUUUCAGACAUGCCAUCUAGCAUACUCUGCAACAGGCAUUGAGUCAGUGUGGGUCUGGGAGCGGAGAGGUCUGAGAGCUUUCCAGUUCUUCCUCUGUGCCAUCUUGGGCCAUCUCUGGGGGCACAAGAGUUUUAGCUUGUCCCGGGGCACAAAGAAUUGUGCUUUUUCCAGUCUUUCUGUGAUUCUCUUGGAUUUAGGGUGAGACAUGAUAUGCCCGGUGCUGAUUAGAUUAGGGAGUUAGGGUCCCAAUUGCUCAAAUUCUGUCCUUUUCCGUGCGGAGCUCUCACAGCAUGCGGCCGCUCGGGGCAAGGUCCAGGACACGCCCCCUAUACUUGGAUUUUAACUUUUAUUGAAGUAAUUUUGCUUUCACUGCACGGUUAAACAACUUUUAAUUAAAAUUCAAGUGGCAUUAUGAUCCAUCCAUGCUAAACCCAACCCAAGCACAGUCUGCCUAUCACUGCCAUGAAGGCUGGACUUAAUUGAACUGCCCAUGAGAAGUGAAUGGACUGGGGCCAGAAUGGACCAUUCAGAAAUGUCUACACAUACACUACUACAAAUACUGCUGCUACUCAGCCAAAAAUUAAGCAAAAAAAGAAAAUGAGGAGGAAUGAAAUGUUAUUAGCACUUAGAUAUUAUACACCAGUGGUGAAUGCAGGUGGGCACCAGGGCUAGUGCUCCUCCCUCCAGAAGCCAGGAAAGGCUGUCAGAGUUUUCUCCCGUCUGUGGAACAGUUACCAUGGCAAUACUCUGAUACUUUUCACAGCGGCUGCAAAGAGUUGCAGACAAAGCAGCACAUCUCCCACUGGAACAACAGGGAAUUAGAUUCCCCCCCUAGCCCAAAUAUAUAAAAUAAACUAAUGUUUUUUUCUUCAGACCCUAUACUCCCAAUUGCAACCCUACUACAUUUCCUAACCCCCCUACUGCAGCCUCACCCCCUACUUCAGCCUUUUUAGCCAAACAGCAUCCCCUAUUCCCCCACUACAGCUUAAAAUCCCCCUACUAUAGUUUCUCAUCCCCACUGCAGCCCCUAGCUCCCACUGCAGCCCCUAUUCCCCAGUACAGUACCAACCCUCCAAAUGUAGCUCCUAUCCCCCAUUUGCAUCCCACCAUAUCACCACUAUAGCCCUUAUCCCCCACUACAGUCACUAUUAUUAUUACUGGUAUUUAUAUAGAACCAGCAUAUUCCUUAGCGCUUAAUAUUAUCAAAGGGAGGGGAUUUAACAAUAAAUGAGACAAUUACAAAAAAUUACAGGAACAAUAGGUUGAAGAGGGCCCUGCUCAAACGAGCUUAAAGUCUAUAGGAGGUGGGGCGUAAAACCCAACAGGACAGCAGGAGGUAGCAGAGAAGUCCUGCAAGCGUGAGUUGGCUAUACGGGUGCGAGUAGCAGACAGGAGAAGGUUAUGGGCAGAGCGGAGAGACCGAGAAGGGGCAUACCUGCGGAUCAGUGAAGAAAGAUAGGUGGGGCUAGAAUUGGUCAGUUCUUUAUAGGUGUGGAUUAGUACCUUGAAUUGACUUCUAUAGGAUACACGCAGUGGUUCCCAACCCAGUACUCAUGGAACCCCUACCAGUCCAGGAUUUACGGAUUACCCAGUUGUAUCCAAGGUGUUUUUAAAAGAAAAAACACCUUGGACACAACAGAGCAUUCCCUAAAUCCUGGACUGGUAGGGGUUCCUUGAGGACUGAUUUGGGAACCACUGGAAUACAGGAAGCCAAUGUAAGGACUGACAGAGAAAGGGGUGUGAAAGGAGCAACAGGAGAGGAAAAUCAGUCUAGAUGCAGCAUUCAUUACAGACUGUAGCGGGGCAAUACGACUUGUGGGAAGACCUAUUAUGAGAGAGUUGCAAUAAUCCAUGCGAGCGAUUACUAGAGUAUGGACAAGCUCUUUAGUAGCUCCAUUAGUAACUAUCUCCCUUCUACUAGAGUCCCUAACCCCCUUAAUACCGCCCUUAUGAUCAAACAGUAGCUCCUAUAUCGCUGCUGCAGCCCCUAUCCCUACUACGGCCUGCAACCCCUUAAUUCAGUUCCUUAACUGCACUGCAGCUUCUAGCCCCCACCACAUCAGCAAUCCCACACUGCAGUCUCUACCCCCCUAAUGUAUCUCUUAUCCCCCCACUACAGCCCAUAUCAUCCAAAUUUCAGCCCCCACCCCCACUACAGCCCCUAACUCCCCUACUACAUGAUAAUUCUGUGUCUCCAGGUUCUCGUGAUGUAAAUCUGGUCCUGAUUAAAGAUAGUGCAAUUCAAUUCUCAGUUCUCCGUAAAGUGAAUAAUAAUUUUUGUUCAAAAUUAUACUUGCAUGAACAGAAGUACAGAUUUCACUAAUUGUUGUUUUAUUGACAUAUUUUUAAUCAGUGUCUUUGUGUUUCUUUCUUUUUGGUAUAUUUACAGGAUACACUGGCCUGUGUGAUGCACUAGAAAAGAGAGAUUUUAGAGACAUUGAGUGUUUAGAAGAAGACAGACGACAUCUAAGCAUUAUUUAUAGUACUGUUAAAAGUAAUAUCAAACCAGAUGAACUGGUGCCAUAUUUCACUCAAUGCUUUCUGCAUGGGGAGCUUGAGGCAAUUAAACAGGUAAAUGUGAAGGUCACUAAAAGAAGCAGACAACCAUAAACUUUUUUUUUUUUUUAAACAAGAAGCAAAGAUUAAGCUUCAUUUUCUGUUGUUUGUAAACAUUUAAUGUUUUGGCUUUUUUGUCUUGUCACUGCACGGUGCAAGUUUUAUGAAUGAUACAUAACCACAUAACCGCAGUUGUUUUGUAUGAUAACAUUCAAAGUGAGCAGCGAGGUAUCUGCAUGACAGGUGUCAUCAGGGGUUGUGUUUGCUGUUUAUGUGAGAGUAUAUUUAUGUAUUUGUUAGUAAUUGUGUUGGUAACUCAGCUUACCUAAUGUGGAUACUCUAUGAAUAUGUUUUUUUGUGUUUUUAGGAAACUGUGCAAAAGGGAGAUUGUGCAGGAGCUGAAAAACUUAUCGAUUGUCUGCUUCGAUCAGAUAAAAAGCAAUGGCCAAAGAUCUUUACCAUAGCCUUAGAAGAAAAGAAUUUCACACCGGUUCUUGAGGUGUGGUCUCAAAAUAAAGGUAAUUAAUAUUACAGUAAUAUAAUGGAAACUGUAGGGUUAUUCCAGUGCAGAUAAUGGAGAAGAUUUCUCAAAGUGUUCUGAAAAGUGUCUUUUAUUUUUUUGGUUGCUAGUCUUUUACUGUUUGUAUUUAUUACAUUUUACUAAAAAAUAGUAUAAAAAGUGUUGGCCCUUUUCUUCCUCAACUUGUCCAUUUUUUUUGUAGAUGUAUUCUUUUCAGAAAAGGCAACCAAAGUUAGAUUGGUGUGAAAAAAUAGAAUUGAAACAGUACAUUAUUCUGUCAGAAAAGGUGAUAUAAAGAUUUAAAAAUCUGUUGUGCUGCUGAAAAAAAUUGCAUACAUUUAAAAAUACCUUUUAAGGUGCAAAAGCAACAGACUUACUUUUAUCAUGUACGGACUAUGUGUAAUUGUAAUGUGGGUUUGGGUGCACAGGUCUGUUGGCAAACAAACCUCCCCUUAAAUCUCCUCACCGGUCUGGGGUCCUUGUGGGUUGCAAUGCCUUUGAUUAAUCCAGUCUGCAUCACAAAACUGGUAUAUCAGGAGAGAAUCCUGGCAUAUCAUCAUCAGGUGAGGGCUGAAAUAAGUACAAAUACUGCCACAAAUGGAGGCUGCUGCCUCUGAGUGUAACUCCCACCAUGUAAAUCUAGGUGCUAUACUAAAGUUAAAACAAUACUAAUCGUUGCUCUAGCACUAACCUGAACACUAAAUAUAUAUUUAUCUUUUGUUCAGUAUGUAUAUAGACUGCAUACUAAAAUAAUUCAUUGUUUUUUCCCUUUUUACGAAUAUUUUUUAUUAUUUUUUUGUUGUUUAUAGAUUCGGAGUGCAAAAAGGAAACAGAAUCAUCUUGUGAAGAAGAGGGAGAACAAAGUACCUUUACUAUGUUCCAAUAUUCAGAAGAGGUUGACCCACAAAAUCAAUGUCUGUCAGGUGAGUCCGAUCAGUUUUUGUUUGGUUGUCUUCAUGAAACCUUGAGAUCCUCAUGCCUCAUCACUUUUUAGCCUUAUGCCAUUUUCACCGUCCCUUCCCCUUUUACUCUUCCACCUCUUGUCUCUUCUGUCAUUGUGUGUUACUUUUAGUCACAUUUAGUUUAGAUCUGUCACUCACACCCAGCCUGACCUUUUUUGCUAGAAACGUUUGCAGAGGAGACAAUGAGAUUAUAAACUUAAUGAGCAAGUCUUACCCACCUCACCAAUAUCUAUAGUCUCCAAUAGAAUGGCUGCAAGAUGUGGAUGACACAAAGGUUUAUGGGAUACAUUCAGCUCUCUCCUAGCUGUCUAUGUAGUGCUGUACAGCAGACACUACAUUGAGUAAGUUCAGUCAUGAAUAAAAGAAUGCAAUACAAAAUGUAAUAGAUGCUGGCUUCUUUCAUAUGUUUCAUAAAUUAAAAUGCUUGCAUCUGGGUCUGCCUUUAAAUAGAAUGUUGACAAAAAAUCUAAGGAAUAGGUAAUGACUUGUCCCCCCUGUUAGAUUAGUUUUGUUUUGAGCACUAUGAAUAUGUCAGCAGUAAUGGGGAUUACAAAUCACCAGCAGCCGGAACUCAUGAUAGUAUUUAUAGUACAAAAACAAAAUCUGUCUACCAAUACCAAAACAUACUGGCUUCUUUUCAUUUUAGCUGCCCCUGAGCUGCGUCUGAAUCAUGACAGCAGUGUAGCAAAUGUUCCACAACUGACCGGUGAGUAUUUCUUGAAAAUUUCGGAAUUUGUAAUGUUAUAUGCUCAGGUAUUUUCUUUCCUCUGGAACUUAUCUAGUAGUAAACAUUUAAUUUUAUAUUGCAUAGGCUGAUGUUACAGAUGAACAUUUUACUUUUCUGUGCUAGGUUACUUUCAUCAAUCUACUUCUGAGCUGAAAUUGAGAAAUUAUCAAGAAGAGCUGGCACAGCCUGCGCACCAAGGGAAAAAUACAAUUAUAUGUGCCCCAACAGGUUAGACUAUUGGAAAGAAAAUUUUAUUGCACGUGUGAACCACAGUUUAUCUAAAUAUCUAGUACCUUAUUAUUAUUAUUUUUUCAAUUUAUGCAUACAGACACCCUGGAUAUACUGAUCAAAGGGUUUAAUAACACAACUUAAUUUGACAGACAGAAGUCUCUGUAGUCAAUCCAGUGGGUUUUUAUUGUAUCAAUAAGUAAUCAUCACAAAGAAGUUAACCAUAUAAAAAGUCUAAUAGAUUUCUGUUGAUCAUUUGCAUUGAUACAGGAUCAGGGAAAACAAUCGUGGCACUUUCAAUAUGUGAUCGUCAUCUAAAGUCCAUGCCAGCGGGACAAAAAGGAAAAGUUGUUUUCUUGGCAACUAAAGUACCAGUUUACGAACAGCAAAAAGAUAUCUUCUGCAAGUACUUUGAAGACAGCGAGUAUGUAUCCAAGUCUGUGUACUGUAAAUGUUUUGUAAAUGCUCCAAGAAUAUAGCGCAAUUGUAUAAUUUUCAGUUUUGCUACUUUGUCCUCAGAUUUGAUACUUUCUCGAUUCCUAGUUUAGUGAAAUACCCUGUCUUUGUAUAUAUUUUCUGACAGUUUCAUGAAAAGAAAAAUAGUGCAAACAUCCUGUUUUACUUUAGGUAUUUUAAACCAAAAACCAUCCCAAGUAAGGUAUUCAGGCUAAGUUUGGGUUAGACAACACAAAAAAAAAGAAAAAUAACAGUAUUAAAUUAUGAAAAUUAUGUUUUAAAAUCAGAAAAAGUUUAUAUACAACAGUGAAACUUGUCUGGAUUUAAGUGUAUUCAAACUAAGAUCAUAUUAUUCUCUAGUCUUUAUGUAGGAAAAUAUAUAUUUUAUUUACAGGAGGCGAAUAUAAUCAUUUAUCUCUCUUUACUACUCCAACUAAAAAUAACAGGUUAACUACAGGUUUAUAUAGAUGAAAGAAAAAACAAGGUGAUAUAACAGGUAACCAAUCAAACAUGAUAUAACAGGUAACCAAUCAAAAUGGCCCAUGCUAUAAAAGACCCAAUCAGAUAAUUCAAGUCCUCUUUCGAGCUGUGACAUCUUGAAGACUGGUCAAAUACAGUCUGCAGAAAUAACGUGAAACUGGAGCCAAAUUGUAUAAAGAAAACCGCUUCAAGUAAUCGGAAGUCCUAAUGAUCCAGAUCCAAUUCCUACAGGAUAAUACCUCAUCUUGGGGUAUUAUCCUGUAGGAAUUGUAUCUGGAUCAAUAGGAUCAAUACCAUCUUGGGGUAUUAUCCUGUAGGAAUUUUGUCUGGAUCAACAGGAUUAAUACCUUUUUGGAAUAUUAUCCUAUAGGAAUUGUAUCUAGAUCAAUAGGAUUUCUGAUCACUUGAAUUGUUUUAUUUAUACAAUUUUGUUGACUAUAUUCUAGUUUUACAGGAAUGUUGACAGGCUGUAAAUUUUAUUUAAUAUUUUGCAGCACUUUAUAUUAAUUAUUUAUGCAUUUGGUAUUUGGCACUCUGUAUUUUAUCAUAGGUUAUGCACUAUCACCCGCAGGGAACAUAGUUAUAUAUGUUUGUUUAUAUAUAUUUACUUGCAGACUUGACCAACAGUGGCAAUAUUAUGUGAAUAAAUAUGAAAAACAAACAUUCUCUUUACUAUAUCUUUUUUAAUUUGAGUGUGGUAUUCAUUUAGUUGAGUGUGGCCAUUUUUGCAUUCCAGUUUUCUUAGCAUUGCCAGAGAGGUCAAAUAACUUUGUCAUAGAAACUUGUUAUCUAGUAACUUGUCCUGGCAUAAUUUAAAUGAAUGGUCUAACCCUUUACUAGGGUCCUUGCCAGAUUUAAUAAGAAAUUUGGCAAGUUUAGAAUCCAAUGGUGGUGUAAAACACUUUUUUUUAAGGAUACAUAGUCAUGGGCAUGUUGCCCUAAAUUUGUUCCAAGCCAAUUUAUAUAAGGGUUUCCUCAACCAAUUCUUAAUAUAGUUAGACACAGAUGGCAUAAGUGUCCGUUCAGCAGACCUGAUAUGUAAGAUAUUAUCCACAUCAAAUAAAGGAGUACCUUUUACGUCUAAUAAUGUAUUUUCUGUUAUAUUAGAAUUCACUUCAAUAUUGGUCUCAGAUUCAGAAAAAUAACUAACCUCGUCUGUAGAUGCAAGAGUCUCGUCUUACAGGAAGAGUCUCCAAAGGUUAUGCAGUAGGAGUUUGCUCCUCUUAGAGGCCUUCCAAUCCCAUAUAAUCUACUCAUGGGCAGAGUGUCAGUUGUGUAAUAACGUUUUGCUUGAUGAACACUUUAAAUCAAUAUGUUCUUGGUCCUUAACUAUAACUUGCUCUCUAGAUCUCUUGUCUGAAGAGCUAGGACCAUAGAAGAAUCCCAAAAAUGUCCUUAUAUGUUCCUCAGGGAUGAACUCACAUUCAUUUGAGUUGUUAAAGUAUCAUGUGAUAUGAAACGGGUUGAUUAUUAGCCGCAUUUUAUAAAUGAGUCAAGCAUUGUAUGUCGUCUUUAUAUAAUCUUUUUUUAUAGUCGCGUGUAAAUUUACUGUGGGAACGGCUGAGUGAAACUGGCCCCCCUACAAUCAGCACAAAUAAAGAAUCCACUGUGUUUCUUUGGUGCUCCUUUUGUGCUGUUUUGUGCUUUUAUUUUCACAUUCGUGCAGCGGGAACAGAAGUUACUGAAGUAACGUUUUCGACAAUCUUCUUCUAAGUCAUUUUGCAAUGAAUCAGAAUAAAUCUGACAGUUGGGUGAGUAAAAACUGAACCAAUCGCUAACAUGCACAAAACAGGAACGUGCUACUUAUCUCGUCAGUGGAGCAGCAAAGAAAGAGGGUUUGUAUUAUUUGAUUGGGUCUUUUAUAGCAUGGGCUGCUUGUUGAUUGGUUACCUGUUGUAGCUUAAUUCUAGUUAUUUGCUGCUAUUGGCGUAAUAAAGAGAGUCUCGUGUCUGCAAUAACAUUUAAAAUUUAAAUUAACACUGUAGGCACUUCAACAACCUAGUCUUAUUUAAAUUGUUAAAGUACCUUAAAGAUGUUCCUCUUCUCUUAUUGUUUAAAUCUGUUCAUCUGUGUGAAAGCUCGGAAGCACAGCUUUAAGCCACACCCCCAAACCCUCAGAUACUGAGAGCCAGGUAUGUAACUUCCCUGCUCUCAUACCCAAUUUGACGUUUACAUAGCACACUGACGUCUACGGUAUUAUGCUCCUGGGCACACCCAACAAGCCCUUUCAUGGAUGACUUUACACAUUCUGUGAGCUGAUCUCUGCUACAGCUCACUGUUAAUGAACGUGCAUGCUCCUUGCAUGGCCGAUUCACGAUUUCUCAUAGGGAUUCAUUGAAUGCAAUGAUUCCCUGUGAGUAUAAUUUGAUAAGUGCAUCCUGGUGAGUAAACGGCAUGUGCGGACUGUCCACAAUGCUUCUCUAUAGAAGCUCCUUCACCAAAAGUAAAAUGUUAAUGUGCAAGUUGAUGGGGUGUAAUGCCGAGUGGACACUUAAAGAAUAAAGGUCAACACUUAUUUUAAAAUAAAAAGUUACAAUAAAUUAAUAACUGUCAAUAAUGUUUAUUGAUAUAUAGCAGGUUAAUAUAUAUAUAUAAUAUAUAUGAAAUAGCAUAUACGUACAGUGCUCGUACAGUGUUCUUGGAAAGGACAAAAUAGCCAAACUGGAAGCAUAAAUGACGUGGAGAAAUGUUCCAGUUCGAAUAUUUUGGGCUCAAAUUUAAAAUCUGCUUUGAAUUCUUGAUAAUUAUUUUGUUAGUGAAUAACCCUAUAGGUUUUCUUGUGAAAAUAAAUUAAAUACACAUAUCUAUAUUUAACUAAUUAGCUGCAAAAAUAUCAUGAGUUGCCCAAAAAAUUAUUUUUUUCUUUUUAGCUACUCUGUAGUGGGAUUUUGUGGCGAAUCACCAGAGAAUGUGCCGAUUGGAAUGGUUUUGAAAAGCAGUGACAUCAUUAUUCUAACCCCUCAGAUUCUUGUCAACUGUCUCAAGGAAGGAUCCGUGCCUUCACUCUCCAUAUUUACAUUGAUGAUUUUUGAUGAAUGUCACAACACAAUAGGUUCUCACCCUUACAACGUGCUAAUGUUUCACUACUUGGAUAUGAAGCUUGGCUCAACAGGAGAGAAGUGUCCACAGGUAACAAAGCAAACACACUUCUUGAUUUCCAAAUACAUGCUUUGUUAGUGGUUAGUUUUUGUCACAACAGCCAAGUCAAUACAUUCUGAAAUUACUGGUGAUUUAGUCAUUUCUAUUUUAAAAUCUUUGUAGAUUAAAAGGAACGCUAAAAAGGAAAAUGGCCACUACAGACUGCUGUACGCCGUCAAACCAUUCUUAAACAAUUUGGCUACUUAUUCUUGGAGGGCACCAGGGCACUCCUGCUAUUAUAACUAAUACAGCGGGCUGAAGUGGUUAUGGUGCUUGCACUAUUCCUUUAUUGAGCAAGUACAGAAUAGAAAAAAGUUAUACAAGCACCCCAGAAGAGUUCUGUCUGUCUGAUUGACAGUUAUGGUAAACUAGCUUACAGUUUGUAUUUUUUACAAAUUAUUAAGCUGUUUUUACAUCAUCAUACAAGUUAUAAGCCACUCUCAGAUCUGAGAAAGAGUGCUGUGUGCUCCCUGGCCCAUAAACUUUGUAAUUAUUUACAGUUGUCCAUUUAAAUGUGGAAACCUGUGACAAAAAGCACUUCUAUAAAGGCUACUUAGAACAUACUACAUGUGAGAGUUUUUGUCAGGGUGGCGGUCCGGGACCCAGACACUGUCCGGGCGGCGGUGCGAGGACCAGGACCCAGUAUGCCUGAUGAUAAGUGGGAGUCUUCAGCGUGAGAGUGGAUAGGUCAGGGUCUGGUGCAGGGUAACCGCACGCCCCCUGGUGUUGAGCACCAGCAUUUGUGCAGCCACAUACCAGAACCCUGAUUCAGCUUAUGCAGAUCCCAGGAACUAGGAGCAGGAAUAGGGAGGCUCUGCAGCAAGAAUGUACCCAGUACAGAAACAAGGCAAGACUAGAGAUAGGCACCACAUGAAGACAAGACAAAACUAGGAGAACCCAGAACCGGAGAAGGAUAGAAAGCAGAACCCAGAACAUGUACACAAGACAUGAGGAAAACAAGAACAGGGCAGGACAGGACUGUACAUGAACUGGGAAUACAGGACAAAAUAAAACAAGACAAGAGAUACAAGGUAAAACAAGAGGAGACAUAACUAAAUCCCCAUGAUUUUCAUAUGUAGUACUUAGUUACAUUAUAUGAUAAUACAUUGCAUAAGCCUGCCAACAAUGCCAAUGUACCCCAUAUCUGACAGGUCCUACUCUGCCUAAUGUUCGCUAAACCAACCAAAGAAAACACACAUAGUACUUACCUGCAAGAAAGGGCAGAAGACUUGAGCAGCUGCCUGCAGGAACACCAAAACAAAAGGAAUGAUGGAAAACAAACGGGUGUGGCAACAUAAAACAAACAUUUAAAUGAAUCGAAGAGACUGGGAAUUCCAGGGACGGAAUACAGGAAUGAACCCAGAAAUCCCAGCAUAAAGAAAACCAGACAUAGAAUAGAAAACCAAAAAAAACAAGAAAAACUAAAUAAGAAUUGUAAAAAGAGUACUGGAUACAUGAAGCCAUAACCAGAAUGAUCCGCAGCUAAGAACAGGAUGUGACAGUUUUAUUGUAGAUCUGAAUGGCAACAUAAGUAUCAGCCCUGGCAAGAAUAUGGGUAGAUCUGACAUUCCAUAAUUUGGCUCUGCCUCAGGGAUCUUUGCUUAACUAUAUUGAAAUAUAUGCCUACCUAGUUCCUACAUCCAUGAACUUAGAUAAUAACAGCUGAUAUUUCAGUAAAAACCUAUAUACUUAGUGCAGCAAUGUUUAAAACGCUAGCUAUGUAGUAACCUAACCCAUGUUAAGUUAGAAGGUGUUUUACAAAGUUCAGGUAGUAUCCAAGUUGUAUUGAAAGCAGUUAUUUCUAACUCUCUAGUGCUAUGCAGUUUUAAUUCUAAUUUGUCAUCUGAAAGGCAUUCUCAAACAGAACUAGCUUAAUUCAGCAAGGGGAUUUCCUUUACUCUGUGUUGUGUACCAUUAUAUAUGUUAUAUACACAGGUCGUUGGAUUAACGGCCUCAGUGGGAACUGGAAAAGCCAAAAAGGGGGAACUAGCUUAAUUCAGCAAGGGGAUUUCCUUUUCUCUGUGUUGUGUACCAUUAUAUAUGUUAUAUACACAGGUCGUUGGAUUAACGGCCUCAGUGGGAACUGGAAAAGCCAAAAAUGAGGAUGAAGCUACACAGUACGUUCGUAAACUGUGCGCCAGCCUUGACAUUGAAGUCAUAUCUACAGUCAAGAAUAAUGUGGAAGAAUUGGAAAAAAUUGUAUACAAACCUGAGAAACGUAAAUAUUAUAAUCCUAUUAUUGUUUCACAUUUUUUUCUUGUGAUUAAUAAUUGAGACACUUCAUCUGUUUUGAGUAUAGUAAAGUAUCGAUAUAGUCCAUCAAGGCCUAGAACUACAAAUAUUAUCAUUAUUAUUAUGAAAUAUAUGUUCCGUGUAGUAAACAUACUGUACAUAAAAAAAUCUGCUAUUUCCCAUGUUUAUUUUCCAUCAAUUAAAGUGCUUUAUAGACGUUUUCUAUCUAUGUUAUAAACAGUAGAUGUUUUAGAGACCAAUGCCACUUCCAAACAUCAAUACAUGCUUGAAAUAGCCCAUACUGUUCUCACAUGUCAGAUAUUUUUUGUUAGAAUUGUUUAUUUGUUUUGUUUUGCCUACUGUACAGUGUUGUUGAAUCUGUUGGUGCUAUAUAAAUAAUUUUAUUUGCUCAUUAUUAUUAUUAUAAACCCGUACAUUAAUUGAUACAGAUUCCAUCAUUGUAAUAAGAGAAUUAACCAAAAAUAAAUUUUUGAGUAUUCUGUUAUAUGAACUCUUUGUCCAUGAAUUUAAUAAACCUAUAAUUAUCAGCUGACCCUGUCAUAGCUCCCUUGAACUAGAGACCCUUGGUCCAUCAUGAAAUCCCUGACCACCCAGUCUAUCCAUUUCUAAAGUUCAUCACAUAGAGUUUGUAGAUGGUGGCAAAAUGCUCUGAAUUCAUUACUGACAAGUGAAUUCAUAUUUUUGUUAACAUGUAGGCAUUUUUUUUUUCAUUUUUACAGUAAUUCGUGAACUGACUCCCCGUAAAACUGAUCUUUUUAUUAAUGUAAUGUCAGAAAUAAUGUCAGAGACAGAAAAAAUGGCACGGAACAUUUUCCCUCAACUUGGUAAGUUUUUCAGUACAUUUGUUUUCAGUUACUGGCUUUGCGUUAAAUGAGAUAAGAUUUUUUUUUAAACAAAGCUUCAGGUUUUGUAUAAUUCAGUUUUUUUGUUUUUUUUUGGACAGUCUUUAUUAAGGUUUGUACAAAUGUAACUAAGAAAUAUAUAUGGUUCAUAGAAGACGGUCCAGAACGUAUACAUAGUGAAAGAUAACAGUAAAUAUUUAUUGACUUCAGGUUUGAACAGGUUGACCUUCUGUGCAGAUUAAAACUUACUAGCAAACUAACGUAUUAAAUUGAAUGAUGUUAAUAUCUGUUGGACAAUAGGUAGUCAAUAAAAGUGAAUAUACUUCUAAAAUGUUAAUGCCUUGCAUUCAUGUUAAUCCUUUUCAAGUUCAUUGAGCAAGCAUUACUAACAGUUAACUAUUAAGUAAAAGUCUUUUCAAACAGAAUAAAGAGGCUGUUUACUUGUUUAUCCUUGUUCUUUGCAUGCCUUUACAGUGGUUAUAACUGACCAUUGUCUUGUUGUUGUUUUUAAUUUGUAUUCAUUUUACCAGUAAAAUGUUAAUGCCUUGCAUUCAUGUUAAUCCUUCUCAAGUUCAUUGAUCAAGCAUUACUAACAGUUAACUAAUAAGUAAAAGUCGUUUCAAACAGAAUAAAGAGGCUGUUUACUUGUUUGAAAGCAAAACAUUAAAGGAUCACUAUAGGGUCAGGAACACAAACAUGUAUCCCUGACCCUAUGGUGCUAUACCCAUCAUUUAGGUGGCUUGCAACCCCUUAGCACACCUAUAAAAGUUUAAAACUCACCUAAUUCCAGCGCUGUGACAUUAUCAAAACGGCCGAUUUUUAGCCAAUCCAAUGCAUUGGAUUGGUUAAAAUCGGCACGGGGCAGGGCCAAAUGCCACGCAGAGUGUGGGGACGCUGAAUGGCAGGGCUGCUUACUGUGCAGCCCUGAGUCAGGAAGCCCCUCCAGAGGCCAUCUAAGGAGUGGCUAUUUGGAGGUGUCCCUAGGGGCAAUGUAAACACUGCCUUUUCUCUGAAAGUGUUUACAUGAAAAUGCCUGAAGGAAGCUAUUAUACUCACCAGAACAACUACAUUAAGCUGGUGAUGUCACGCCGCUCCUGCCAGAGAGCGGUAUGGGUCAUGUCGGGCGCACGUCGUUGCGGCAGCAUUCCCACAUCGCAAGGAGAAUGCUGCUGAAUACUUACCUUUUCUCCGGCGGUCACAUCUUGUUGUGGCGGCAUUCCUACAUGGUAAUAGGAAUGCCGCCUAUCGCUUACCUCCUCCUGCGACGGCCCCAGGCCUCACUGACAGGCACUCCUCCCCUUACACAGCGGCCGGGUCUCCUUUUAAGGUUUUCUUUAUGAACCUUGUAGUGCCUAACCUUUUGGAACGUGUGGGUGAUGUCACACACAUACGUUCACUAUCACAUGCUUUCCUGCAGCCAAUCAGGCAGCACCUUAGGCUAUUUAAACCGUUUUUGUCCAUUACUCUGGACCCUGUCGUGGUUUCCAUUCUGGUUAUCCGAGAACUCGUUUCUGAUACUGUUUCUUGUGUAUUUUGACCUUGCUUUCCUACUGACUAUUCGAUCUAUGUAUUCCUUGACCCUUGGCUUGGCUCCUGACUAUUCUGAUUUUCUAUAUUCCUCGACCUUUCGCUUGCUAAAAGUUUCCGUGAUUUCUGUGUUCUUGUCCACAGCCUGUCUUGUGGUUUUUCAUUUCAUACAUUAAAUCCGGCCGUUCUAAGGCCCGGUAAUACGUCUUAGGGUUUUCAUUAUUUUUCUACUUAAGCUCUGUAUGUUGGGCAUUAGUUUAUUCUGACAGGUGACUAUAGUGUCCCUUUAAGAAUUAAUUAAUAAUAUAAGCUAGCACCAUUGCUGGUAGUUAUGGACAGAAGUAUUAGCCAAUUAGCCAAACCAUGACAGUGGGGAGAGUGUAGAUAUACAUUACUAGCUAAACUAUCUUGUUGACUAUCUGAGCCUCCUACCAGGACGUAAAUUUACAUGAAAUUAACAUCUGAGUCUUACAUUAACAUCAAGAAGUUAUCAAUAACUAUCUGCCACCAUCAACACAUUUUAUUAAGUGUCUUGCACUUUAAUUAUCUUCUCUGACAGGUAACAUUUAUUUCAGGGUAAAACAUCCACAAUACAAAAGUCAACGCAUAUAGCAAUCUGUCCCUCUUUCUUAAAAAUAAACUGUUAUUGGUCCGAUUUUUUUGUGCAACAUAAUGAUUUUAAAUGUUAGCUAUGGGUUACACUAAAGAUAUUGCCAUAUCAAGUUAUAAUCCUACAACCAUACUCCUCUUUAUGCUGGUGGUCCUCAAAAAUGAAGCUGUUAUAUGAAUUAUGAAUUUAGGCAGUGCCUUUAUCAUAGCCAUAAACAAUUCUUAUAAUGUUACAUGAGAACAAACCCAUCUAGAAAAAUGGUUUUAUAAAUGUUAAACAACAAAAAUGAAAUUAUGUUGACGAAUGACGUGAAUAAAACUAUAUAUAACUUAGCUUUUACCGAUCCAUAAUUCCUUCUUCCAUUAGACUCUCUGUCCAAUAUCCAGAACCGGAGUUUUGGCACUCAAAAGUAUGAGCAGUGGAUCAUUGACACCCAAAGAAAAUGUCGCAUAUUACAAAUGGAGAACAAAAUUGAAGAGAGACGUAUCUGCCAAGAACUGUUUACUUACACGGAACAUUUACGGGUACGCAACAUGAGGUGCUAUUAUGCCUCGUAGGUCACUCGCAAAGCUUGAGAGCAAUGUAUGCACUUUCAGGGUUAUUCACUAAAGUGGCAACAGUUAGGAAUUCACUACUGACUUUAAAUUUUAGGCCAGACUAGCUAAGCAGUAAGCAUUCUUGUUUUUAUUUUCAAAUCCUGCGUUCAUAGCCUGAAAUGUUAAAUUCAGUCACAAUUCAUGGUUAUUAUCACUCUCUAUUAAAUGGAAGCAUCUGUAUACCUACAUGCAUUUUUUGGGUGGCUUUCUCUGCUUUCCAGGUAUUGUAGAAAUGAAUUCUCUAUCUUGUUAUAAGUUCAUUAUAAAUUUUUGCUAGCUGCCACAUGUUUCAGUUUGCUGUAUUUGACACUAGUAAAGUACUACUUGUUAUCCUGGACAAGGCAUAGCAAAACCUUUAACUGUGCUGUUCUUUCCUUAAAAUAGAAAUACAAUGAUUCAAUCAUGAUAAAUGAUGAUGCUCGUACGAAAGAUGCUUUGGACUACCUAAAAAACUUUUUCGAAAAUGUUAAAAAUGGGAGCUACAACCCAAUUGAACAGCAGGUGACAAAGGUCUUUGAAGGUAUCUAUCUAUAAUAAAAUCAAAGCAAAAUAAUUAUUUUUAUAAACUUGAUAUCAAAGUAAACAUGUACAUUUAUGGCAACAUAGUUUGAAGAUUAUUUGUCAUUUAAACUGUAUUUGACAGGAAAAUAGGAGUGUAUAAUUAGAAUUGGUAGGUGGUUUAAAAGUAGGGUAGCAAUGGGCAGUGCAAAUAGGAUAAUGUAGUGAAGUGGUCUAGGAGUGUUGCGGCUUACUUCGCUGAACCGCCUCUGUUGUCACCACCAUCUUGGAUCCCCGUGUUUUUUCAAAUUUCUAUACUCAUCAAAAAUUAAGGCACAACUGUUCUGUGUUUAAAUAGGGUAAUUUUGCUUAGCCACAUCCCCCGAUAACACCAUGUACCAGGGUUAGAUUUAGGAGGAAUUUUUACUUAUAGAUUAAUGACACCCAGGGAUAAAACAUUACAUUUGAAGUUAUGUAUAGAGUUAAUUAAAGCCUUACUCCUAGGGUUAGGGCUAGAAUAAGGAGUGAGAGAGGUUAAAUUAGUUACCUAACCCCAAUUUUAACCCUCACUUAACCCUGUGUCCUUGUGGUUUAGUGAAUGUACUAACUAUAAUGUAUGUGUGAAACUAGUUUUACUGACUUUGCAAUACCUUGCUGAGGAGAGGUUACCAUUCCAGCUGAUACCUCAUCAAUGGGAGUGAUGCAGUGGUCUCGUGGAUGCUCCCAGCCUCCAUCAGAUUUCAACAACCUUUAGGAAUACUAACACACAUGUGCAGCACAGGUAACAGUUGAUCAGCAUCGCCGGACGUGACACGGUUAUAGAUCUCUGAUGGUAUAGAAAUUGACAGAACACCGAGAACAAGUGAGCAUCAACGUGAUUGCUCCGGCAUCCAUGAAAAUCGCUUCACAUAUUCCCUGCAACCAUAAACACUAAGGUUGCGUGCACGCACUGAGGAAACAAGGUGCCAUCCAGUGGAUGCGGUCUAUUAUGGUCUGUGAGGAUAUUUAUGGGGAUUAAAUAUUAUUAAUGCUUUUUUAUUAAUUAAAAAUAUUUUUAUAAAACUUAUUAAAAUUAAUAAUCUUUAUUAAAAUAUCAGAAAUUGAUAUCUUAUCGGCGCUAUUCCCAAUUAUUAAUUUAAAAGCGAAGAGUUACUCACUGUUUUAACUCUUAGACCUGGAGCACGUUGUGUGAAUUUAAUAUUUCAAACAUUAGUAUCACAACUUUUUAUCAAAAUUAUAACACUUAUAUUUGUCUAUAGGUGUAAACAUACAUGCUAAUCAGUGAACAGUUUUUCAAUAACCGUGAACAAAAUAUGGCAUAGUAUCACAAUCACAGUAAGGCAAUUUCCAACUCUGUUAGAGUGAUGUGAUUGUUAGUCCAUGACAUUAUCAAUCAACAUGGUUAGCAUAUUGAAUAUUCUACUCAUAUACGAUUGAUACAAUCUGCAAAUAGUAUAUCACUACUUGUUAAAUCAUAAAGAACCACAUGAGUAAUCAGCAUAUGGAUUAUUAUAAUUUAAAGACAGAUAUUUCCAAAUCUUAAGGAAUACAAUCUUAGUUUUACUCUUAGUUAGAUUUUCAAUCACAUGUAGAUUGUUUGCCUAUCGUAAACACCAUUCAUUAAGCUUAGCUGGACAUAGUUCAUAAAUUACUCAGGUAAUCAGUUACCUUAGUUACGCAACCUGGCAGAUUCCUAAGGACAAACUUUAAUCAGCUUGCUACAGAAUUUUAACCAACUCAGUGCUGCCAAGUCAGUUUAAGCUUUUAACUCAUACAGAAUUUUACCUAACUCACUGAGCUGGGGUGAGACGACCGCUGUCAAGAGAUGUGUCCUUUUUCUUUUAUCCCUAUGUCAUGGGGUUAUAUGUCAAUCCUUAUCUGUUAACCUUCUGACCUGGUCCAAUGGAAAUCUUGGGGCAAGUCUUAUGUUAAUGGCUGUUGACAUCAUUUUGACAUAUAUUUCUAUAUGUUUCAAAAAGCAGGUGGAGCUGUUGGCUUACGUCAGGAAUAUUACCAGCUAUUAUCAUAUGUAAAAUUAACUCUUGCUCAGGACAACAAGUAGGAAUGUUUAAUUUCAAUACUCUUUAGUCAGUGUUUUUCUUUUCUCAAUUUGGAUUUUGGUUCCUCAAACCAAUUUGUCCUUGCUUACUUAAUCAUUAUUGCAUUGUAAUGUUUUAAUUGUCUUACUUACUCUAUAUAUAGGUAAUUACACAUUUAUAUACAUGUUUCUAUAUAUGAAUAUGUUGCUAACCAAGAAUAUAACACGUUAUAUUACUAUUUUGUAUAUAACUAAAUUUAAUUAUAUACCUUAUAGCAAUAUGUAUGUGUGUGGGCUGAGUUAAUAAAUACUUUUUUUUAAAAUUAACAAAUACUUGUUCUCACUCUUAUCUUUGCUCUUAUCUCUUAUUUACACAUGUGUAUUUGCAUUGUCUGGCAUCUUUAAGCCAGACUGACAAGGCAAAACAUUGAGGAAAACAUCUUGUUUUUCUUCAAUUUAGGCAUCUCAUGGUAAAUUAGCUAAGUUGCGUUUUUUUUACCAUUAUUCAAGUAUUCGUUUUAUCCCACAAUAUAUAUGAUUUUCCUUUCAUACACAAUAUCUCUUACAGGUCCCCAUGGUAACCAUAUUUGUACAAGACUAGGGAUGGCACAGCAUGUUAUAGAGGGACGUUUCUAAGUAAAAUGACUCAAACAGAACAGCUGUGCCUCAUUACUUAGUUGUUCUGUGCUUCUACUGUUGAACAUUUGACUUAUCUUUUUCCCUUUGCUCCUGGUUAUUGACUAGUCUACCCAUUGCCUGGGUUUUCAGACUUUUUUUGACCAACAAUAUUGUCUUGCUGUCUGCAAGGAGCUAAAAAGCCAAAAUCAUUCUAUCAUUACAAAAAGGGUAUUUGUUGGUCAAGAUUUAGGCAUUCCUCUACACCUAUUUUUGUUCUCUUUAGGAUAAUGUUGUGGAAUUGUGAGGAGUUAGUUAUGAAUCUAGGAGUCAUAGAAGAUUGGGUAGGAGUCAAGGGAAUGUGAAUGGUCAGUAGUAAUGCAUAGAGAGCAUUAGUUAUGAGAAUUAACAACCUAUAAUGGGAAUUGGGAGUGGGACUGGAGUAGAACUUAUGGUGGUGUGGUUAUUUGGACUUAUAAUGGUUAUUUGUAUUCAGAGUGUCUGGUUGCUGUAGGUAUUGGGAAUAAGAGUCAAGAAUGAAUGGUGUUUGCAGUGAAUAAAGUAAUUGUUUGGGAACAAUGGUAGUGAUAGUCAAAGCUUGUAUGGGCGUCAGUGUAGCAGAUGUCAGUGAGCUCUAGGUAGUUCAUUAAAUGCUGAAACGUUGUAUGCUUUUAAGGGGUGAUAUGCAAAAUACUGUUUUAUCACUUACCACUGGGCUGCUGGUUUUCUAACUUGUUAGAAUUGUCUGCUGAGAAUUUCAGUCUCCUCAUGGAACGGAGGUUCAGUGCUCAACCACUUAUGUGCAGUGCCCACUUUGUGGUUAUGCAGAUGGUUAGUGAAAGUCAAAGCUUGUAGAGGGUUUAAUAAAGCCAAUGUCAGUCAGAGUAUGUGGGAUGGUGUGAAUCUAAAUUAUGGAGCUCCUUGACAGCAGCCCAGCCACCAUGAUAGCAAAAAGUAGCAACAGUGUAAGAACACUCCGUGCACACAGCUGCUUUGCUUGGCUUGUUAUCUUUAUUGUUGGCUACGUACAGACCAUGUGAUCAUCUGAGUAAUUUUACUGCCUCUGAGAUUUGUAGCCAUUCUGGAAUGCUGGCCAGGGGGGCUGAAUGUUUAAGCUCAUGAUACCUGACAGAUUAGAUUUGGCAGAAACAUCUUAUUAAUAUAUACUAGAGGCCCAUAAUUGCAGCUUAUUCAUGUCUUUUCCAGGAUGUUGAUAUAAAUUUUAUUCCAUCUUCUUUUGCAGCCAAAUUGCCUAUUUUGGAGGAUAUAUCAAGCAACAACUUAAAUCCAAAGCUGGAUGAUGUUGAGUUCAUCUUGAUUGAGGCCUAUCAUGAAAAUCCACAGACACGCACACUGUUGUUUGUCAAGACUAGGGCUUUGGUGUCGGUAGGAAUUUUUUACAUUGUUAUUUAAUCUAUAUUUAACUAUUAAAUAUCUAUUAUAAUACUAAUAUAGGAUUACAACCAGAUGUGCUUAUUUAACUAGCAUUUUAUAUGCUGGCUAAUUUUAGCCUACAAAUAACAGAUCCUGAGGGGACUACAAGGCAGUUAUCCCUAUUGAGUAGCCACCUUCAUUUAUGUUAAGCGGUUCUCUUGGAUGCUGUACUGAUAUAGUUAGCAGUAGUAGUGCAAGUGUACUUGCACAGAAAGGAGACUUGUAAUUGCUACUCUUUCUCAUGAGGUGCAAUAUUGCUGUACAAGCUCAUAACCUUGCAUAAUAGUAAAAAGGCAGAAAAGUAAGUGAAGAAAAUCCCUCACUCACAAAAAACAUGUAGCCGCAACUCAUGAAAUUAAAUAAGCAUAGAUAUACUGGUAUUCAUCAUACUUAUAGCAGUUCAAAAGGUGCUUUAAAAGGGUUACCUUCUCUGUGCUGGAAUCCUCUCAGUAAUCAAAUGAUACUUCACACAAGACAAGUUUGUUGAUCCGCACUCAUAGGAAAUCCCCAAAAAUACAUCAGGAAGAAAUCAUAGAAAAAAAUGCACAGAAAAUACAUAUGGCAAGAUACAAAAAACAGCAGUCCUAAUAUAUGCUGUAUUCGUCCAAGCAUGUGAAAAUGAAAAAAAAAGGUUGUUCGUGCACAAAAUAUAAAAAGUACAAAACCUGAGCAUAGGACCACCCGCAGCUGCUGUACAAGGGGGAUACCACCAAAGGAGCCGACCCUAAAUAAAGAUUAGAGAAGUCUUGGACGCAUUUCGCACCACUCCGGGUGCUUUCUCAACAUGGUUGAGAAAGCACAAGGAGUGGUGAGAAAGGCAUCCAAACAAUGUUGAGAAAGCACCCGGAAUGGAGUGAAACACGUCCAGGGCUUCUCUAAUCUUUUCUAAUCUUACUGUAGAGUCAGCUUCUUUGGUUGUUUCUCAUUUUUUGGAAAGUAGCUAAAACAUUGAAGCCCCCCCCCAAAAAAAACUACAUAAUUUCUGACUGAUUAGAAAUAUUCCAGCCGUGUAACCUAUCGUAUUUGGGCAAUACUUGUAUUCUUUACCUCAGUGGUCAAAAGCCUAAUUAGAGUAUGAUAAAAAGUAGCAACCUUUGGAUUUGUCAUUGAGAUAUUGUAAAUUUAAACAUCCUAUUUGUUGUAAUCUACAGGCUUUGAAAAACUGGAUUGAAGAGACCCCAGAUCUCAGGUUCUUGAAACCAGAUAUUUUAAUUGGAAGGAAUAAAAGGCAUGAUAAUAUAGGUAUGCUUAAUUUACAGGUCAUCUUUGCAGGCUGCAGUUGUGUCCUGGAGCUAAAAUGUAAGACCAGUAAUAUUAUGUGUAAAGUUUAAAAAAACAUGCAACACUGUUACAGAUACUUGGAGAAGAACCAUUUUGCACAAUCGAGAACAGAAAUAAGAACAGAAUACAGCGAUAAGCCUCCUAAUCCUAGCCAAAAAAAAGGAAUAGGAAAGGGAUGGUCAAUCACAGUAUCAUACCAUCAGACAUAUGGAGGGAGGUCACCUAAGCUGUGCUCUGGAGGAGGGGGUAACCCUUGAAUAACUUUCAGGAAAAUAAUUGAACCUAAUACACUCCACUGACAGGUGUGCAGCAGGAAGAGCACAGUGGUAUGUAAGGAGAUAAAAAAAUAACCCUAGUACUUAUUAAAUUAAUAACACAUAUAAGGUAGCUAUAAGAUAAAGGGAACUGAUCAGAAGGUAAGGGAAAAAAAAUCUUCAGACAGUCUGAUAUAGAGAGUGUUCACCUAAUAUCAACUGCUCUGCUAGACCGAAGUCCAGUCCUAUAGGCACCUCUCCCCAAAUAUAAAUCCCUUGUAGUUGUUGAAUACGGAGGGGAUAUGGGGAAUGUCCACUAGAUAAAACCAUCCUGCUCACCCAGAGUGGUCAAAAGAGGACAAGAAAAUUGGACAAGCUGCCUUAACCCUAUUUACCUCAGCACCACACAAAGCUAGUGCCUACCUGAACCAAACCAUCCUAAGACUACCACAACAAACACAAAACAGACUAAGUGCACAUGGGGCUAUCCAAGUGAAAACAAAAAAUCAAAGAUGAAAAGAAACGCCCAAAGCGUGUUUCAGCGUGUACACACGCCAUCGUCAUUGUGCCCCUACUCAUUGUGCUUACUCCUUUACCCUAGCUUUUUUCCUGACUUAGCUUAUCUCUCCUUGACUUGUUCUCUCAACCUGUCUCUGUACUUUUGAUCCUUGCUUGUUAUUUGACCAUUCUGUAUCUCUCAUAUUUUAAGCCUGGUCAUCUCUAAGGACCGGUAAUACAUGCCUCUUCCAUUGCAGUCAUAGAUUUGCUUAUUGGGAUUGAACAUUCCUGACAUUAACACUCUGAGCCAUUCACUGAGUUCCAGACUAGUUCCAGACUAGAAGGAAGUGCUCAUUGUGUUCUUUAUCUAUCUGAGGUGCCAGCACUGCAUCUACCCACAUGAUCAAACAAUAUCCCAUAAUAUCCCUGCCAUACCACCAGAGUUUAUAUCUCCUCAUCCACCAAAAUCACCCCCCACAUAUACAAAACACACCACUCAGCUAGCUCACACAACACUCAUCCAACCCACAGAGACACACACAUCACUAAGCCAACCUACACAAAACUGAACUAACCCACACAACACUCAGCCUAGGGUCUUUCAAGGGGGUGUGUCUUCAUUGGGUGCAUGGGGAUGACCUUCAUCUAUUCCUGCAACAUGCUCCUGUGGUUUCUAGCUGUCCCUGCAUGGACAUUGUGCCCAUUCCAACCAGUGCAUUGGGGAUUUGGGGUUUAGGUUAAGAACCACUUAUACGUUAAUGAACUGGAAAGUCUUAAGCUCACUUAUUUUUGCAGCUGGGUUAUUUUGUCUUGUAAUUUGUAAUGCUCUGAUUAAAUCCCAUCAACCUUCUGUUUAGUGAAUAGCCUUGUAAUUUUGUGGGCUACAGAUGGUUUUGUUCUUAUGUUAUUCUCUGUAUGUUUUUAGAACUAUUACAGUAGAAAGGAGAUGGCAAAGCUUAAUAAGCAAUUCUUUAUGUCAUCUCUGGUUGUAUUUUGUGUAUCUAUUAAACAUGGUAAUUAAGAUAACAAUAAAACACAUAAUAGCUAAACGUUUUAUAUAAAUAUAUACCUUCUUUUUUCAACAUCUAAAAUACCAAGUUCAUGCUGUACAAUAAUAUCUAAACUUCUAAAAUGAUAUACCCUUUCCUUGUCUCUCUACUCUGUUUUAUGUUACAGGCAUGACCUUACCAAGUCAGAAAGGUGCACUGGAGUCGUUUAAAACCAAUAGUGAGAGCAAGCUGUUAAUUGCUACAUCAGUGGCUGACGAAGGCAUUGAUAUACCAGCUUGCAACCUUGUCAUUCUGUAUGAAUAUGUGGGCAAUGUCACCAAAAUGAUCCAAGUUAGAGGUACAGAAAGCCACUGCCAAUACUUGGCCACUAGGGUAUCUAGAAAGACACGUUUUACCCCCCGCAUUCUUUAGAUAAGAGAUCUCAAACUACCAACUACUAGGUCAUCAAACCACUAGCCUUCUUCAUUCCUGGCAGAUUGCCAUGUCUCCAGUAUACUUGCUGGCUAAUUUCUCCCACCUAAUGUAAUGCAGCUUAGCAGUAUCCUGGCCAAGUCCAAAACAAUGUUCUUCUAACAGAACUGAUUAUGCAUUGCAAAACGAAUGCAUAAUCAGCUUAUGCAUUAUGUGUUAAGUGGAUGGAACAUGAUAGAUUGUUAUAUCAUGUUUCUCCUGCAAUGGAGAGAAGAUGAAGCUAAAGAAGUUGAGAGGCAACUUGAGGCACAUGGUGUGUGUGUGUGUGUGUAUCCGUCACUGUUUGCUUAUAUUUAUGAGUUUGUACCUAUGGAUAUACUUUGUGUCUGUGUAUACAAAUAUGUAUCUGUGUGUGAGGUUUAAUGUACAGAGUAUUAUGCACAGUUUAUAAAAUACAGCAUACGAUUAAAACUGCAAAUAUGUAUCUGUGUGUGAGGUUUAAUGUACAGAGUAUUAUGCACAGUUUAUAAAAUAUAGCAUACGAUUAAAACUGCUGGUGAGAAGGCUAAUGCAGUGCUGCAGGUUUGGGUUAAUGAUGUAGGGUUAGUGCUGAAGUAUUAUGUAUAUAGGAGAGCGAGUGUGUGUCCACGCAUGUAUCUUGGAAUAUGGGUCUGUGUAUGGGUAUUCAAGAGUACGAUCUGCAGCUUCCAUGAGAGGAAACAACUUUGUCAAGUGCCUUCAAGUAAGCAGAGUUUCAGACCACCGCUUUAAAUCUAAUCAUUUCACUUAGGUUACUUAGCCCAGCCAUGCUCAUUUGUUUGACGUAUGUCUACCCUAACAUCAGCUACUAAAAUGCGUGUAGACCUAAUUUUUUUAACUUAUAUGAUGUAAACCAAUACUUCCAAUCAGGGAUGCAUUAUAUUUUUCUCUUGUUCUUAAAUGAUGCUCCAGUAGAACUUAGAAAGGGAGCCAUGAUGUACAGUCACCAUUUAGUGCAAAGAAUGUUUUUUGUUCAAUCCCAGAAUGUCUUUAAUGAUAAAUUAUGCACAGGUCGAGGAAGGGCAAAGGACAGCAAAUGCAUCCUAGUGACAGGUAAACGAGAGGAAGCUGAAAAGGAAAAAAUGAAUCUGCUGCACGAGAAAUUAAUGACUACAGCUGUGGAAAAUGUGCAAAAUCAAAAUAAGCAGGAUCUCCAGAAAAUGGUAAGCACUGACUAAACACAGGUGUUGUGUAAAGAAAGGUCCAUCCAUUUGUAUUUAAUGUAAGUUAAACUUGGGCAGCUUUUUGUCAUUACGUAAAACUCCAUAUUCCUGGCUAAUUAUGGCAUCACUUAUGGGUAGCUCCUCCCCAGCUGUCACAGGACAGGAAUUAAUUAAUUGAAUUAAUCAGACUGAUAGGUAUAAAGAGUCCCUCCUCCCUCCAUACCAUAGUCAUUUUUUCCUCUCAGACAAUCAGGAAUUUAUAUCCUACAAAUAUUUGCUUUUUUUGGCCACUUUGUUUGAAGAACUCAGUAAACAGCCUGUAUAUACAGGACAAACUGAGUUAGGUUCAGUAUAGGAACUGGACUGCAACAUUUGAAUAAGGAAUGACCUAAUUUACUAGUAAGAUGUUUGUAUAGGGGUUGGUGUUGCCUUAAAAAAAUCCUCUUUAUCGGUCAUUCUAACCCUAGAAUUGGGUUAUGUUCCCUUAAGAGCCAUUUGUAUUUUGUAGAAGUCAUUUAUUAAUGCGUCUGGUCAUAUUGGUUUUCUUGUUGAAUUAUGUCUAUAAAUGAUUUGAUCGAUUAAGGGUUAAAGUGGAGUUUCUUCUCAUCUUAUAUCUUGGGAGAAGGGUUUAUGGUUAGAUUGUAGUGGGAUUGUUCUUGGAGCAUUCCCUCCCCUAAUCAGAGUAUAUUCUAAUAUUUCCUGCCUUACUUUUUAGCUGUAAGCUUCCUGAUGCCCAGCUCCCUUCUGAGUUCGGCCUUCAGUGAAGGUUUUGACUUCCUGCGGGUCGCGCAGGGUAUGACGUAUUUGGAACGCAUGGUGUGCAGUCCAUCAUAGGGCGCAUGCGCGAGUCAACGCUUUUAAAGGGUAACCGUGCAAUUUCAAAUUUAACUAGUUUCGGUUCUGGAGAUUCUCUUUAUGCUGUGUAUUGUCCUGCUUGUUGCAAGUUGCUGACCUGGGCUUUCAGUUAUACGGUUAAGGUAUUUAAAUAUUUUUUAUUAAUUGGUAUGAAUUUAUAUUUUAUCUCAUGGUAUUUGGUGAUUGAUAGACAUUCUUAAAUUUUCCUUUUAGUAUAGCUUCUCCCUCUGCCUCUAGAAGAUCUGAUUCCAGAAAACAUAGGUGAGCCAAAUACAUUUUUAAGAGGGUUUAAAAGAGUGCCACUACGGGCUAGUAAUAUAUUUAUACAUGGCCUCUUAUUUUCAGCCCCAGCAAAACUAUUGAUUCACCUCCAAGAAAAUUUAAGAAGAAAUCCAACACAUGCUUAAACUGUAAUUAAAUUGCUCCAGAAGGGAAAAACCUUUGUAGAGCUUGUCUAACAGAAGUAGCGGAGGAUGUCAAAAAAAUAGUUCUCCUCAGGAAGAAUUGAAGCUUUGGAUUUCUCUGGCUAUAGCAGAGGGAUUCAGGUCUACCAAAGGUUUGGUAUCAUUAACUACUCUAUCAAGAUCAUUAAAAGUCAGGCUAGAAAAUUUAGAAUAAGAGAUUGAAAGCGGGGUCCAUAGAGAACAUCUGAUUGAAAGUCUGAAAGACUUUAAGAUAGCUACAGAGUUUUGCUCGGAGGCUUCAUUGGAUAUCACAAGAAUGAUAUCCAAAAGUAUGGCGUUAUCAGUAGUUUCGAGAAGGGCUCUAUGAAUACACUCUUGAGGAGCAGAUUAUGCUUCAAAAGCUUCUUUGUGGACUUCCUUUUCACCUGCUAUUUGGGAAAGUCCUAAAUGAGGCUAUACAGAAGGCAGCACAAGGGAAAUCUGCCUUUUUACCCAUAGUGAAAAGGAGACCCAUUUCUUCAUCAUGGCAGAAUAAAAUAUAAAGAGAUUGCUGCUUUUGAGAGAAUAGAAGCUAUAAAUCUGGAAGAGUUUUUUCCAGGAACGCUAGUUGGAGAAACUACUCUUAGACAUCUUUCAAUAAAAACUCAAGAGGUAAAGGAUUUAGAACAAAAAUGUCUGAAGGUCUGCAGGUCCAACCCGUGAAGAUUUGAGGAAGACAUCAAAUGUAGUAUCCUGUUUGGACCAAACACUGCACAGAUGAGUGGGUUCUAGCUAUGUUAAGAGACGGAUAUAGAAUAGAAUUCUCCCAUUAUCCACAAAUUUCAAAAUUCAAGAAAUCAAAAGUAUCAAAGGUUUAAAAAGAAGAGGCUAUGAGAGAUUGUAUUCUCAAACUACUGACACAAAGUGUACUAGAAGAAAUUCCAAAUGAGGAAAGCUUCAAAGGAAUUGACUCUACAGUAGCAGAGACUCAAGGGAAAUGGAGACUAAUUUUGGACCUAAAAAAAACUAAUUCUAUGCUCAUAAGAAGAACUUUCAAAAUGGAAUUGAUGGCUAAAAUCACAAAAAACAUAAGAGAAGAAAAAUGGAUGACAUUUAAUGGAUGACCAUGUAAAGUUUCUACAGUUCUGCAUUUUGAGGAAGCAUUAUCAGUUCAGGCGUCUUCCCUUUGGAGUGCAUUUGGUAAAAAAAAACAAAAAAAAAAAACAUUCUCCAAGACUUUAGUAACCUUGAUUGCCUUUAUAAGAAGAAAAGAUAAUAUCCUUAUUGUAGGUCCUUCUCGUCAGACAGUUCUUCAUACGCAAGUGGUAAUGAAUAUCUUACAGGGUCACGGAUGGCUGAUAAACACAGAUAAAAGCUUGUUGAAUCCCUCUCAGAGAAUAACCUUCUGUCACGGGUUGCAGGGUCUCUUAGUGUCCCUUGGUUGCCGCUUCUCUAAUCCUCUGCUUGUCCUGGAUUCAGCUACAGCAUACAAUGAUUCUAGCCCUCUGGAACCUUGUAAAAGUCCCCAAUAUAGUGGACAAGUCAUAUUGGGUAAAAGAUGAGAAUUUUUAUUUCAGAGAAAACACAUGCCUUUAUCCCCCUACACACAACAGGGGGUCUCCAUACCAUUACACACAAACUUUCACCAAUGGGAAUACAGAACAGGUCACAAAGAAAGAACUCCAAAGCAACAAAGCGACUCCCCACACUAGCCACCACCUCCCCCUGUGCCAACACACCAUGACAACAAAAGGUUAUCUUGGUUGGACCCCCUGUCCCUUCAAAGCAAUCUCUGGAUACAUCAGCACAGCCCUUUGCUGUAGAAGAUAGACUUGCUGGCUCCCACAGCAGGUGGUCACUCACAGUGCACCAUUUAACUUGAUUAACACACAGAAUACAUUUUACACCUAACUAUACUUUACAGUCUAUAGAACUGCUCCCACCCCCACCCCCACCGUUGACCCACAGCUGUGCAUACAGACACACACACAUACUGCUCUAUGUAAAAUACAGGCACACAACACAGCGAUAUCUAGACACAUGGAAAACAGUCACAAAAAUGGCGCCGCAAGGUGUGGUAAUAGACACUACAUUUGUACAAAUCAACCUGUCUCCAGAAAGAAUCCUCAAAAUCAACGGGAAGAUCAGGAAGGUACAGACCCAUUCAGAUGUGUUUUCUCCGACAAAUCGACAAGAAGAAGGAAAUUGGGAACAGGAGUUAACAGUUCCUCUCUCUCUAUAAAACAAGAACUGAAUUGGUGGAAGGAAUACAAAAAUCUGAGUUAAGGAUUCCCACUGGAAGAACCAAUGUGACAUAUAAUACUCACAGACCCAAGUUCUUAUGGCUGGGAAGCCUAUUACAAGUCCUUAUGGAAACAAGGGAAGUGGACUUACCGAAAAAGUUGCCUACACUUGAACCUGAGGGAACUGAGAGCUAUAUAAAAUGCCAUAAAAGUAUUCAUUCCAUUUCUCAGAAAUCCAUGGGUCAUGAUAAGAACAGACAACAGUGCAGUAGCCUCGUACAUAAAUCAUCAAGGUGGCACUCACAGCAGAGUCCUUCUAAUGGAACUGACUCCAUUGAUUAAAUUGUCUCAAUCAAGUUUGCAAGGUCUGAAAGCGGUUUACCUUCCAGGAAAGAAGAAUACACUAGCAGACUAUCUAAGCAGAUCAAAUAUUCACCUAGGAGAGUGGAAGCUUCAUCCAACAGUAUUCAAGAGCAUUACCCAGCAGUAGGGCAUGCCCCCAUAUCGAUCUCAUGGCAACAACAAAGAAUCGUCAGGUUCUGAAAUUAUUCUCUCUGCAUUCGACUCUACUAUCAGCAGGUCAAUAUGCUCUAUUGCAACUUUGAGAAUUUGAUCUGGGGUAUGCAUUCCCUUCUCUACCCAUGAUUUAUCGAUUCCGGAGGAAAGUUUGGUCAGAAGAAACGAGUCAUUGCCAUAAUUCCAAGGUCAUGGUUUCCAUUAUUGAUUAAACUGAGUCAAGGGAAUCAUUGGAGGCUUCCAUUGAGGAAGGAUUUGUUGAGCCAGGGCCCAGUUCUUCAUCCUUAUCUAGAAAAUCUCAAGUUAGGGGCAUGACUCUUGAAAGAGAGACUCCAACAUCUACGCCUUUCAGAAGCCGUAAUAGAUAGUCUUUUGAAAUCCAGCAAAAACUACAUCAGAUUGUUACCACAGACUUUGGGAUACUUUUCAGAAUUGGAUAUCUAUUAAGAAUAUUGAAUUUCUCAAUCCUUCUAACACUCAGGUUUUGGAAUUCUUACAGGAAGGAUUGGAUAAGGGCCUUAGCCUCGCUACACUGAAGGUUUAAUAAUCAGCAUUAUCAGCACUGUGUAAUGUUUCUUGGGCAUCAGACCCGCUGAUUUCAAGAUUUUUUUUUUUUUUUAAAGCAGCUUUAAGAAUUCGGCCUCCCACUAGAUCCUGCUCUCCUGCAUGGGAUCUCCCACUGGUAUUGAAUGCCUUAACUGAAAGUACUUUUGCUCCUCUGGAAGACUUGAGUACUACUCUUCUCACUUACAAGACGCUUUUUUUGAUAGCUAUAACUUCCGCUAUAAGAAUAUCCAAAUGUAAAGCCUUCUCGUCCAGUGAAUCCUAUAAACAAAUAUACCAGGACAGGGUGUGUUUAAGAACUAGGCCAGAAUUCUUCCUAAGGUAGUUUCAGAAUUUCAUCUAAACCAAGAAGCGGUCCUAUCUUCUUUCUAUCCUAAUCCUACAUCAGAAAAAGAAUGUUAUAUCUCCUUCCACCUCAUUUGGCAGAGGUGUUUUGUCUUCUGUGUCCUUAUCUCAUGAAAUAAAUCUCUCCAGCAUUUAUUGCAGAGCGUUCCCCCCCCCCCCCCCCCCUUUUUCUUUGUAUAUUAGCUUGGGUAUUACCCAUAAGUGAUGCUGCCAUGAUUAGCCAGGAAUAAGGAAAAUCUAUUUUUAACAUACCAUAACUUUCUUUUCUUGGCUAUUUUUCAUGGUAGCAUCAGGUUCCCACCCUUUUCUUUCAGCUUUAUAAUUUGACUGUGGUAUGGUGGGAGGAGGGACUCUUUAUACCUAUAAGUCUGAUUAAUUAAAUUAAUUCAUUCCUAUCCUGUGACGGCUGGGCAGGAGCUACUCAUAAGUGAUGCUGCCAUGAAAAAUAGCCAGGAAUAGAAAAUUAUGGUACGUUUAAAAUAGAUUUUACAAUACAUUUUCCUUAUUAAUAACUUUAUCACUUCAACGAUUCAUACAAAGCAAGUUUAAGUUACAUAUUAUUUGGCUUAUAGAGAACAAAUAUCGACCAGGUGACAACUCUAUGGGUUAAUUAUGUAUAUUUACACAAGUGAAAUGUUUACGUUAUACAGUCAUCCAUUGCACACAUAUGGGGGAGUAUAAAUAUUGUAGAGACUAUAAGACUUCUCUUAGUCAUGUCUGAAAUAUGCAUUUACAAUUGGAAAUACCAUAUGUCAUACAUUAGGAGUGAAAAUAGUUAUAACUCAAUGGUGCAAUACUGUGCUUAUUGAUACAUGUUAGGAGUUGAUGGUAUUAUGAAAUUAACAUAGAAACAUAGAAUGUGACAGCAGAUAAGAACCAUUCGGCCCAUCUAGUCUGCCCAAUUUUCUAAAUACUUUCAUUAGUCCCUAGCCCUAUCUUAUAGUUAGGAUAGCCUUAUGCCUAUACCACGCAUGCUUAAACUCCUUUACUGUGUUAACCUCUACCACUUCAGCUGGAAGGCUAUUCCAUGCAUCCACUACCCUCUCAGUAAAGUAAUACUUCCUGAUAUUAUUUUUAAACCUUUGUCCCUCUAAUUUAAGACUAUGUCCUCUUGUUGUGGUAGUUUUCUAAAAUAAAUGCACUCAUACAUUAAGUAUGGUUAAAUCAAGUGUUUGUACAGUAUGCAAAAAACACAAAACCUGUAUUGUGUUCAGUGAGGUCAUAUCCAUCAUCUCAGAAUGCAGUCAUUAAUUUUGACCUAUAGAAAUUGCCAAAUUGUGGGAGGGGCUACCAUGCUCUCUCCCCAUACAGAAGCAAAAUGACAAAAUGAAGCCAUCACAUAAACUGAUCAGCCACUAUAUUAAAAAACAGCUGACUAAUAUUGUGUAGGUCCACCUCAUGAUACCAAAACAAUUCUGAUGUGUUGAGGCUUAGACUUCAGACCUAUGAACAUGUCCUGUAAAGACAUCAGCAACAGAUUAUUUAAAUCCUGCAAGUUGCAAGGUGGGGCCUCCAUGGAUUGGCUUGGUCAUUUCAGGACCAAAUCAGGAAUUUGGAGGUCAAGGCAACACCUUGUACUCUUUGUCAUGAUCCUCAAGCCAUUCCUGAACAAUGUUUGCAGUGUGCAUUUUCCUGAAGAGGCUACUGCCAUCAGGAAACACCAUUGCCAUAAAUGGGUGUAUGUGGUCUGCAAGAAUCUCUAGGUAGUUGGUACGUGUCAAAGUAACAUUCACAUAUAGGCCAGGACCCAAGGUUUCCCAGCAGAACAUUGCUCAGAGCACAACACGGUCUCUGCUGGCCUGACUUCUUCCCAUAGUGCAUGCUGCUGCCAUCUCUUUGCCAGUUAAAUGACGCAUCCACCUGUUCUAAAAGAAAAUGUGUUUUAUCAGAUCAGGCAAUUUUCUUCCAUUUCUCCAUGGCCCAGUUAUGACACUCACGUCCCACUGAAGACAGGGUUCAUCAUGGGCACUCUGACCAGUCUGCGGCUGUGCAGCCCCAUAUGUAGCAAACUGCAGUUCACUGUGUUCUGACACAUUAUCAUGGUCAGCAUUAAGGUUUUUCAGCAAUUUGAGCUGCAGUAGCUCUUCUGUGUGAUACCUAGCCUUUGACUCCCACAUGCAUCAAUGAGCCUUUGGGCCCAUGACACUGAUGCCGGUUAACCUGUGGUCAUUCCUUGCACAAAUUUUGGUAGGUACUAAGAACUGCAUAUAAAUAACACCCCACAAGACUUUUGUGGAUGUUCUGACCCACUCGUCUAGCUAUCACUAUGUGGCCCUUCAAAUUUACUCAGAUCUUUUCGCUUGACCAUUUUUCUUGCUUCCAACACAUGAAAGGUGCCAUUGUAACAGUAUGGAAAAAAUAGCACUGAACUCUUAAGAGAAACCUCAUUAUAGAUUGUAGUGCAAAAAAAAAAUAAAAACUGAAAUAUCUUUAAAAAAAAUUUGUACUCAUAGGGCAAUACAGUAUAAACCGUGAUAAUACUAAAGUUUCAAGGUCUCACAGACAAAAAUUUUAAUAAUUCAGGCUCAUCAAUAUGAUGCUGGUUCCAAAUCAGUAGUGGGUAGGCUCAUGUAAAAGGAAACAAAAGCAAAACAUCACUAUGCACUGUGGUAAAAAUAACAGACACUUUAUUAGGUUACACUCACAAGAUAAAAGUUAAAAGAAUGCCGAUCAACGUAUAUGUCCUGUAGACAUCGGUCCUGGUCCAGAGUGGUAUGGUGAAAUGUAUACUCCAGUUCAAAGGUAAAUAAAAUAUAAAUUGUAAGCAGCCUAAUUUUGUGUUUUAUUAUAUUUUUCUAGAUUAUGCAAAUUCAGAAGAGUGAAAAAACCCAACGUGACUUAAAGAAGAUUAUUAAGGGACCAGAGCUGACAGAAGAAAACAAGAGGCUGCUGUGUUGGAAAUGCAAACGAUUUGCAUGCAAUACAGAUGACAUUCGAGUUAUAGAGGUAGGUAUCCAGAGAAAGCACAACCAUCUACUAUGGUUGCAAUCAUUAAAAUGUGCCACGUUAGGACUUAAAGUGACCAUCAACUGGUCAUCAGGUGGGGAACUUAAAAAUAAAAAAAAAUAAAAAAAAGUUAUGAUGGUCUAUAUAUAAAAUGUUUUUAUCAGUAAGAGCACUCAUGAGUGUAUUGAGACUUGGCAGUCAGAUUACUCUCCCACUGGGUAUAAUUUUGGACAUAAGGUGGGAAAGCCUUUAUAAGCCAGGGGUUUUUAACUAUUUGCUCACUGGCUGCUACUGUCACCAGUGAGUUAAUAAUUGAUCAUUUAAAAAAAAAAAAAUAAUAAUAAUCCUGGAAUCCAGACCAAAUUCAAGUUUGUUCGAAGCCUAAGUUGCAAAAUCAUUGUUGAAUAGCGUGACCAAUGUCUGGAUUUUCUGUCCAAAUGACCCCAUAUUCAGCUGGAUGGCUUAAUGAAUAAGCUUGUGAGUUUAAAUACAACUAGGUUUUAUUCACAAAUUGUUCACCAAAUUACACAAUGUAGGCCAAACCUACUGGAUUUUAGUGUAAAUUGUGCAACUUGGGUUUCAAUUUACUACAAUUUGCUGUUUAGUGAAUUAACCCCAGGUGGUUUAACAUAGUCCCUUACAAUUUAUUGUUUUAUCUUGCCUGCAGGAAGCUCAUCACACAGUUAUUGAUAGUACCUUCAAAGAACGCUAUAUUACAGAACCUCAUAAAAAGCCACGUGGUUUCUCUGGCUAUACAAAAAAGUUCAAGAUAUUCUGCAAUAAUACUCAAUGCAAAGAAGAUUGGGGAAUUUCUGGCAUCUACAAAAACUUUCAGGACAUCCCUCUGAUAAAAAUUGAUAAGUUUGUGGUGGAAAGCAAAAAUGGAAACCAAGACUAUGUCAACAAAUGGAAUAAAGUCAAUUUUAGAAUGAAGGAAUUCUCACCAGAAGAAAUAUCAGAGUCUUUCUCUGCUAGCACAUAA